AUGGUAAAUUGAAAGUUUUCAGUUGUAUUAUUUUUUUAAAAAAUUUUUAUUUCUUAGUUAAUUUAUAUAUUCUCGCACAAAUUUAGAACAAAUGGACUGAAAAUAAAACUGAACAGACCGCAAAAGUUUUUGUUUGAAAACGAAAAGUUAGUAUCAGUUUUGAAUGAUUUUACUGUAUAGACGGCGUGCAAUUUUGAAACUAUUAUAUACCGCGUAGUGAAUAAAAUAACCAAUGAUUAUUAUCUUUACAUAAUAUUAUGUCAGUAUGGAGAAAUAUUGAUUCUGUCAAACAAAAAAAAAAUCAAGUCGUAUAAGUAUUACGAGAACUCAAAGAACCCUAGGCUAAUACGGUUAGACGUAUAAAGUAUAAAGGAUUUAGUCAUCUAGAAAAAUUAUUACAACGAUUUUCGUCAAAGGUAAAGGGUAUAUUAUUAUCGAGGUACCCGAGGCAAUAAAUCAAAACCAUGAAUUACAUAGCUGGUAUAGGUACCUAUCGAUAUUUUAUUAAACUUGUCUUUUGCACGCACGAAAAGGCUAAAUAUUAACAUAUGAUUUUCAUGAAAACACAUUUUGAAAUUUCAAACUACAUCGUAUACACAAUACGACGAUAAUCGAUGCUAGUUUAAAACGAGACGAUUCUGCGGUAUUAAGAAUAAAUUCCAGCAGGUCCACACGACGAUAAUUACUACGCUACUGUGAUAGUUACUGUCACAAUACUAGUCAACUAUUACAAAAGUUUGUGUCUACUCGGUGAUAGUAGCUAUAGGAGACACGGUAGUGAAGUGUAUCUCGAUAGGAAUCUUAUUCGUAUCGUAGAAGUCUAUGAUCUUACGACAUUAUAAUAAAACGAUACAUACGUUAGUAUACGUGAUCACACUGGAUAGUACUAUCGUUCUCAAAAUACUAUCUAUGGAUUAUUACGUAUGAUCGCACGAUAGCAGCUUUCACGGUAGAUCAAUUAACAAUAAUUACUAUCGCCCUGUUUACACGAUGAUCAGUUUUACCAUCAGUGAUUAUGACUGUAAUAUCAAGAUUUUAUGAUGGUCACAUUGAGCGCAGUGUAAUUGUUCGAUAAAAUGAUGAAAAAAAACUAUUAUGUUACCUUAUUAUUACUUGUUACCAGUUAUGUUACCUUACUGAACAUCUCAAAUAUUUACAAUUUUAGCAUGGCGGUUGUACUAUACCUAUCUGUUUAUAUCCUAUUCUGUAGUAAUAUCAAUUAUUAAAAAAUACUAUUUUUAUUGAAAGUUUAUGACCAAAAUUGAAGCGUAGAAUUAUAUAGAACACUUACAUACCUACCUGACAUAACAGUUUCUACGAAAUUUUUACAAUUUAUCUUUUCUAUAUUUAUCGCAUUUAAUUAUCGCCGUCACUAUUUUAAUGAUAAAAAUAAAAUAAAUAUAAUUCUAAAUAGAUGGAAAAGUGUUCAUAGUUGUAAAUAACUAUUAAGUUAUUUGAAUACAAUAUGUCAAUAAAUAAAAAAAAAUUAGUUUAAGUUUAAAUACAUCACUUGACUUUGUAUGAUGCGAAUUUCUACGAUGAUACAUAUCGGAUAUUAAUUAUAACUUAUUGUUCAAUGCAACACGUAUUUAAUUAUAUAUUUGAAAAUAAUAAUACUAUGUUGGUAGUACCAACAUUUCAAAAAUAUUAUACACGAGGCACUUAUCGUUUUUCAUACAACUACUAAGCUCUAGGUCGCAUAUUAUAAUUAAUGAAUAGGUACGUGUGGUAAUUAAAAACAAAAAAAAAAAAAUAUUAAAAAAUACUGUUGAAGUUACUAAAGGGUGUGUGACUGUUCUACCUAUAUAUAAUACUUAUUUUUACCGUAAAAGAUUCGAACAUUUCUGGGUUUUUUUUUCAAGUAACUUUGAGUUGUUCGAAUUUUCCGAAAAAUUAAUUGAAAUACAGCAGCCUGUAUAAUCAUCUAAAGUUGAAAAAUACGAUUUUUCCUCGAUUUUUCGACAAAAUUGUUUUUGUACGAACCGUUUUUCCCCCUCAGUAUGCCGUAGAGUUCUUCGUUUUCAUAGAAUCCCCUAUAAAUGAAUAUUCUACACAUUAAAAUAUCUGUUCUGAAAAUUCAUCGACAGUUUCUACCAUUUUCAAACGGUUUAUUGUCAGAAACCACCGUUUUCGACCGGGGCGAACGAAACGCAACGCGUAAUAAAAUAAAAUGUAUACGAAAAAAUCCGGGGAGUAAACGAGACACGCCGUCGAAUAUUUAUCAUCUCUUAUUGCGACCCGGUUUUAGUCUGCACGAAAACGCGAAAUAAUGCAAUUUAUAAAUAAAAACUGUACGGUCGUAUAAAAUACAGCGGGAAUAAUAAUAGCUACGAUGAUGAUAAUAAUAAUAAUAAUAAUAAUAAUGAUAAUAAUAAUAACAAUAAUAUAUUAUUAUUACGGGCGAAGCGGGCGGGUUCGAGCGCGUGCGCCCGAUGAUAUUCGUAGGGGGUGACCGGCGGGUGGGGAGGGGGGGAUCGUGGGCGGGGGAAAAAGGAGGCGCCCCGAAACUCGGGUACUGGGUGACAACCUCGUCGCCCACGGGACCGGCGGCGACGGUGGAUGUGGGUCACCCGGCGCCCGGCGGAAGACGGUCCGCGGCGUCGCGCCCGGCACGUGGGCCAGCCGGGCGGGGCGUAAACGCGCGGCGGCGCCCGGGACGAACGUCGCGGGCGGUCACGCCCACCGCGCCGUGCCGCCGCCCGCGACGACGAUAAGUCCGCGACGCCGUCGGAUCCGCGACCGACGACAGUAACAGCCGACACGCUGGUUUGGACGGCACGCGUGGCCACUGGUGAUACAAACACCCGCGUACCAGACAGCCGCACGCAUAUACCGGGCCGAGACGGGCGAUCCAGCAGCCAACGUAACCACGACGUCACGAGGUGAGACACAACCACGCUAAAUGAUACAUUUAUUUUAAUUUUAUUAUUAUCGUGCUGGGUGAGGGGCGAUCGGAAUUUAGCUGUAGUUUUAUACCGGCUAUAGUCGGUAGGCAUUAUGUACUGGAAGCGGAAAAACGUCGAGGAACGAAAAUAGUCGAAUUUUCAAAAUUCACUCCUCAAAAAAAAAUAAAUAAAAUUUAAUAAAAAUGCCUAAAAUUAUAUUAUUAUUCAAAUAUUUUUUUUUUUUUUUUUUGAAUUCGGUGAAAUCUAUCUGGAUAAAUUUGUCAAUUCAGCGAACGAAAUAUGUGUCAUUCAAAAGUUUUAGGGAAAAAAUCACUCGAUUCGUAGAACCACUUAAAAUCAUAAAGUUAUGUUAGAUUUUAAUUACCGAUUCGAGAUUGUAUACGACCACGAAGCAUAGUUUAUAGAAUAUUCAGACAUUAUUUAUUUGAAACCUAUGCGUAAUGGAAUUGUUAGAGUAAUUGCUAUUUAUUACGAGUUAUUGAUGGGAUUUUCGCCGAGACAAAAGAUAAAGUAAAUAAAUACAAAUUGUUUGAUUGUUUCGGAAAAAAAAUGACUUUUCUGAUUUUUUCCCCCGUAUACCCCCUUCAUAUUAUAAACUGGUUAAUUUCCUGUUGUCGGGAAUACAAUUUUACAAUUUUUCAAUUUACGAUAGUUACAAGUCAACGAUAUGAUUACAUUUACUUUUAAAAUUUUCGGACAUGAAUUUCGAAACAAAGAAUAUAUAGAAUUUAAUAUUUUCAAUAUUUAAUGUUCGAUCCAUCGGCGGUGUAAUCAAAACUUAAAUAUCGUAUUUAAUUUUAAAAUUUUCAUCGGUACGGGCGUGAUGAGCACCGAGGAUAAGUUAGGCUACGCCGCGAAUUCCGAACUGGACGAUUAAACGACAAACAAUAGUCCAACAAACACAAUAACAUUUAUUCUCCAUAUUUAAUGUUAAUCGAAUGCGAUUUUCGUUCACCACUGAAUACAUGAAAAACGUCAGAUAAUAAAAUAUUUACGAAUACUCGAAACUUAAGCGCGAUGCGAAACCCGAAUCCGUUACCGCCCAAAAGGCGUUUUACGGACCGCCUUUUUUUCGUCUAAAUUAAACUAAAUAGAAACGACGGAAUUUUACGAGGUCAACGAAAUGGUGAUCGCGUAACGAUUUCGAAUGGGACAAAAAAAUAUUGUAAAUUUAUUUGCUCUUCCGUCUCCGUAUUGUAAUAUUAUAGCGCGUUGGACGAUUAUUUUUAUCCCGACAAAAAUAUUAUGUAAAAUAUUUUUCGAAUGACGGAAAAUUAAUUUAGUUCGGACAUGUUAGACCUAUACGGGAAUAAAGUGUUGUUAAAACGGAAAAGAUAAAUUGUCCCGAGGGGAAUCUACUGAAUAAUACAUCCACCGGACCAAAAAAACGUUUAACCGCACUGGAAAAAUAAUUUUUUUUUUUAGUUUAGUUCUUUACGGAAUACUUGUUUAUCCCCGGUUAUUGAAGUCCAACCAUUUUUCUUACAUAAUACCCACGGUAUUACACGUCAUUAUAACCUAUAUGAGGGCCAUCUAAAAAAUAGUGCUUUAAAACAAAACUUGUCUUUAUAAUUUAUGUGUUUCGAAUAUUUAGAUGUUUUUGUCUCAGUAUAAUAAAUCAAAAACAAUGACAUUGUUAUUCCUUCAAAACCAUAUAAAACAUGUUUAAAUACCUUUUUUGAGGUAUUAAAUUCAACGACGGACUUAAACAUAAACUGUCUAUAUUUAGUUGAGAGGGCGCGAUACACGCGUGUUUUCUCCGUCUUGCAAACGUAUAAAAUAUGAAAUUUGUGUUUAGAGAGGACGAAAUUGUGCUGCAGUUAGUUUCAAUAUUAAAGUGAAUCGAUCUAUUAUCAAACUUAGAUAAGUACAUUAUCUGUGCGAUUUUGGUUUUAUUUUCUUGAUAUUUUUAUUUUUAAGAGAGAAAUAAGUUUUGACUUUAAUAUUAAUACUAAAAGCAUAGAGUUGCCAAACUAAACGCAAAUUUGCUGUGUCGUACGUCUGUAAGACGGAGACAGCACAUGGGGUCAUCACAUCCUCUUAACGCCAUAACAACAGCCACAACUUCACCAUAAAAUGCAAUUCAUAAACAGACUAAUAGCCACUUAUAAUUAAUAAUAUAUUAAAGUGCUUGGCCCGUAUAUAUCUUAAAUAAAUAAAUAAAUAAAUACAAUAUUCACUAGAUGACAGCACCAAAACCAUUAUUGCCUUGUAAAGUUAUAGACAUUGUUAAGAUCAAGAAAGGACAAAAACAUCUAUAUCUCAAUAUGAUUAUUUUAGAUUUGAUCGGUCAUUGUUGCACUGAAAACUUCAUUUUAUCUCUAUUAUAAAUUUGAAAAAAAAAAUUUCAAAGUUUAACAUAUAUUUAAUGGUUUAGGAAUUAUUUAAUAACACAACAUGACGGUAAUGAUUUGACAAUCUGGAUUCCGGAUUACAUUGUAAUAUCCGGAUUAGAUAUUUUUUAAACUGCGAUUUUAGAUAUUUUGAUUUUAUAAUAAAAAAUCACUAAUAUGUUAACACUGUUUUUGAUGAAUACAUGAAUGCAUUAUUCAAAAAAACAAAUUAUCGCUGAAAAACGUGAUUUAGUAUAAAAUAUAGUUACCAUACUACUUUAGUAUAAAAUAUGGUUACUAAAUAAAAAUGGAUAAAUUUAAAAUUUAAUUUAUAAAAAAAAAACCAACAAAAACCCGAAUUAUUAUAAAAUCAAAAAUCCUGAUUUAUAUACGGAUUCGCUUUAUUUCCAUUAUCGUAACGUUAUUUAGUGAUAUUUAUUUAUAAUUUAUAGAUGUCUACAGUUUUGAACUAUUGUACUGGUUCGAGAAUAAUAUAUCCGAUAAUUACAAUAAUAUUAUUUUCUACUCACAGGUAACACCUGUACAUGUAAUAAUUAGGUACACCUAACUUAUCUAAUCUUUAUGUGUGCAUUUCGAUACAUCCGAUUAGAUAAAACCGUAUAAAUCCACAGUUCGGCCGGUAACUUUUUACUGUCCUAUUAAUACUGUAGCUGGUCGAUAAUUACACACAAGAUAUUGAUAUUAAUAUUAUUAUAGAUUCGUGUUUAUGGUCAAAGGUCAAUGACUCUGUUUUUUCUGUUCCACGUUCGUUUGACCGCGUCCGCGAAAAUUAACAACGAUUUUGUAAACAUAAGCACCACCGGCCGAAAAAAAUAAACCCCUUCAUCAACCGGAUGUAAGUGACUUAUGAUAUUUAUACUUAAGGGGAUAAUACACCGGCAUUCGACGUCUCUUAGUAAGGGUAACGGUGUUAUUUCGUAACUACUUACAAAUAGUACUCGGGCUCCACGAUACAGACUAGAAACGAAAAUAUUAUUUCAUUAAAUUUAACCAAAGUUGAAUUGUAUUUACUGUGGUUUUGCUGGCAGGUAAUAAUAUCCGAUACUCGGAUAAUUUAUCCGUGUCCGAAAUUUAAACGAAAACCGAGCGUCUUUAAAAAAAAAAAAAACCCUCAGUGAAAAUAUUGCAGUAAUUUUCAUCCUUAAUUUGGUAAAAUAAUAAUUAUUGUUUCAAGACUUUAUUAAAAUCCGAAUACUGUUGGAAAUAAGAAAACACAUUUUCGCUAUAAAUCAAAAAUAACUCCCGUGUAUUCCUAUCCAAUAAUUUGUCCGCCUAUAUAACAGUGGCAAACCCGCCUGCAGGUAUCAGCCGGUUUUUAUUUUUGUUAAUAUUUUAAUCUCUAUACAGUCUAUACAUUUAAAUUAUACAUAACUAUGCAGCGUAUAUAAAUAAAAUAUAAUUUAUAACUAUUAGUAUAGGUGUACGUAGGUUAUUUUUUUUUUUUUUUAAAGAUGAGCUGUACGGAUGAGUUUAUGCUUGGCGUGACAACAUAUUUUCUAUAUUCCCGCGAGAGUUUUCAAUUCCAACGUUUCCGACAACAGGAACCGUGCCAGUCGAUUUAGAUUUUUGUCCCAUUUUUUUUUCUCGCCGACGAAGACAUCGCGAGCGUUUUUUUUUCCCCCCGGAUACGAUUUAAUCUGCAUCUGGAAAUAGCGGGAGGUAAAAACGUUAUUGCCCGACGGCGAGAGAAGAGAGGGAAAAAAGGGCAACCCGUGUCAACAAAUUACCGUCGCGUUAAAAUCGGUCAGGAAGAAAAAAAAGAAACUGUUGGUGCGGAUGGAUACGACGGUAUAUAAUAUAAGAGACGAGGAGAAGGAAAAGGAGGAGGCUGAGGAACAAACACUUCCGGCUACCUCGCUAUAUUUAAUAAUAAAAUAUGGUUUUUUUUUCUUUUGCUUUCGACAAACACAACUAUGUUUUUAGCCUCCGAGAAAUAUAAUCAAUAUAACAGUUUCCGAUAUAACGAUUUAUAUAAUAUGGGUACAGUACCGUAUAAUAGCCAAGUGUAUCACGUAUAAAUAUAUAUACCGGAUUAUUGUGUUGCAUCCACUGACCGAUUGUAAAUUUCGGUAAAAGAAAAAAAAAUACACCACGGGAAAAAAUACGCGUUUUUCUCGACUGAUCCCUUUUGGUCCCUUGACUUUGCGAACCCGGUAUAAUAUUAUGGACUUGCUGCAGGGGAACGGACUUUAAAUCUCAAGUUGUUUUAUACGUAUAUAUAUAUACACUAUGUCAUUUUCUCGUGAUUAAUACCUAUAUAUUUUAUCCUUACGGCGUAUUAUAUGCGCCACAAGCCCGGGAUUUUGUAAUGAUAUUUUUUUUUUAAAAAAAACUCCUCGUAAAUCAGGAUUAAUCGUCGUAAAAACGGUUUACCGCGGGUUCUGUAUUCCAAAAAUAUUUUACCAAGACACCAAAGUAUAUAUAGUGAUAUUACGCUUUGAUGCAUUAAUAUUUAAUAAUAUUAUUUGUAUUAUAUUAUAUUAAGCUAUAUUACAAUUAAAAAUUAAUUUUCAACUUAACUUAGAAAGUAUUGAUAAAAAAAAAAAAUUAAAAACUCGUAUAUAUAUAAAAUGAUUCGCGUAAUAAACACUUCAAGAGUUAACUUUUAUUUUGCAUUUUCCGUUUUAAUUUUUCAGAAACAUUUUUCGGUUAUUUUGUUAGUUUUAAGUGCGUGUUCGUAUAAUAAUAUCAAUUAAUAAUUUAAAGUUGUGUAAUACGAAUUAUUUUCUCUAGAAAUUUGCUUUAACAAGUUAUGGGUGUUAUCUAAUUUAACGUCUGUAAUGCAUUACCCGAUUCAAAUUAAUACAGCAACGUCAAAUGUUUUUUUUUCCGUUUUAAAGUAUUUUUCUUAGCAUUUUCGAAUCAUUUUUAAAGGGUAUUAUUUCGUCGAAAGUUAAUAUGUAUGUUAGAGGAUUCAGAUAUAAUAGAUACAAUGAAAAGUAAAAGGAUAGGUUAGGCAGGUCAGGUAUGGCGAAGUAGAGAACAGACAAUCGGUCAAGUUACCUGCAGCUGGAAGCCGAAGAUCAAAAGACCGCUCGGUCGUCCAAGACAUUAAGAUAGAUAAGACAGACUUGGCUGUGUUGAGAAUCCUGAACGGCGAAGAGUUAGGCAUGGAUAGAGACAGAUAUGGCAGAGAAGUGAUGGUCCCGGCAAAGGACCAGAACGGUCUGUAUCAAUCCUAAAAAAAAAUAAUGCGGCCAAAAACACGUCUAGGCAUUUAGAUUCGGGUUCCAGUUUAAUAAUAUUGACGAAUACGCCGUCGCCGUAAAUGUACACUCGGUUUCGAGUAGCGGAGAUUAAACGACAACAAAAAAAAAAAAACACGGACGCGGACGCGAGAAAAUAUGAAUAUUGUUAUUAUUAUUAUUAUCGGUAUGAUAUUUUUCACCCUAAAUUUAAACAGCCCGAUCGCGUGUCUCCCGCGGGAUUACGCAGUCAGUCUGCGGUGAUAACGAAGACGCGCGUAAGUCCGACGCUUAGCGGUAGCGGUUACAGUGGUAACGCGGUGACGGUAUAGCGUGUCCCGGAGUCUUAAUGAAGGCGCGUUUUAAUUGCUGAUUUUUAUCGGCGGAACAAUCGCGCGUGUAUAUAAACGGGGUGAAUCCCGCGCGCAACCCUUUCACGCGUAGUUUAAUAAAACGGGGGGAAAACGGCGGAAAAAAAAAUAAAUAUAAAGUCAACCCUUUAGGUGUAUACACAACUAUGUCGGCGUAGAAAUGCACGAACAUUUACACAGACGUUGUAAUAAUAAUAAUAAUAAUAAUACGAUUGUACAGUGUGUCGCCGUCGCCUUGUCGUGCGCGUAUACGCCUGCAGAUACUAUUGUAACGCGAGCGUUUCCAGGCCAUUUAACCCGCGUGAUAUUUUAAUUUUCACACGAUACGUCGCGGCAGCGUUUUUGCGGUUACCGCCGCGGUAAAAAAACAGAAAAAAAAAACUGAGCGUCGGCUGCAAAAUGCUCUCCACCCCGCACAGGUGCGUUUCUGUGGGAGGAGGAGGACGGGGCGGGUGCCUUGUGCGGGUUAAAUUUUUAUCUCACAAAAUAUCCGUUAUCUGUUUUAAUCCUUUGCAUAAUUCUCGAGUCAUAAAUUCGAUAUUUUUUUUACCGAAUAUUUUAAUAUACGAGGGCCAAUCGAAAAGUAUCGAGACCGAGCGUUGAAGAGCAAAAGGAUUUGUAAUCCUGGCUUCUAUGAAUUUUUCCGAGUUCUUCUUCUUCUACCCGGUAGAAUCGACCUAAAGACGCCCUUGCCCCGACAGCAGCUGUAACACGUUCCAGUUGUUGUCCGACUGUAAAUUUUACAUAACGUUUUAACAUCACGACCACGGGCGUAUGGCGUACAUGGCGUACAUGGCGUAUGGCUUUCGGAUGAUAUAUUAUAAUACUGUAUAAUCGGAUCCGACCGAAGUCUCGGCCUGCUCGACAAAAACUUUUGGGUGGAACACGGGAAAUACUUCGCAAUGUACCGUAAUGAAGUUUCAACAACCCCGAAGAAUAGGUUAGGUAUCUCGGACAUACAGUAUGAUCACAUUUAGACCCUCAAAAACGGAUAUAUAAUGAUCAUCCGUAAAGCUGGAAUUUAAAUGCAUUGUUUUCCAAAGCUCACUGUGGGAUGUUCGUUUUGUUAGAAAUUCGUUUCAUGCAUAUUUUCGGAUAAGAAUAAGAUAUUUUGUAUUUUUAAUUAGUCAUUUUUUAUAGUUUUUGCACAAUUUUCAAUUUUUUUUUUAAAAUUAAAAAACAAUCAUCGACGAAGAUAAUACAUCGAUAUUUUUUGUUUUAAUUCAUUUCCGCGGGUUAUUAUAGAUACACGUGAAAAAAACCAUGACUAAUAUUUAUCUAGCCUACACGUAAACCGAGAUCUGCUCAGAAUCGGUAUUAGAUUACGGCUAUUCAUUAGUGUAUAAAGUAUCUGAACUAAAAUACCUCCAUAUCCUUUGUGUCACCGACUUCCCGCCAAUCACCAGUCAAUACAAAAUACAAAAAAUUGUAAACAGUUCGGGAAAACAUUUUUUAAUUAUAUGAAGUUAUUUCAUUGGCAGUGCGAAUUCGUUAACGUUUUAGUCUCAGAAAGUCGUUGUGUGAACAAAUCAGUGUCCUAACGUCCAUUCACGCGUUGUCAAGAGAUAUGCAUACAUAUUUAACGCGAGAAGGCCGCAUUUCGUUUUAAAUCUAUCUUGAUGUUAUAAUUGCACAGAUCGCGUCUCUCUCUCUCUAUAUAUAUAUAUAAAAAAGGGGGCGAAAUACAAAUUCAGGUGGCCGAAACUAUGAAAUUGAUAACGUUCGAUACAUGGUUCACGUGCACUGAUAGCGCGGUGAACACGUCAGAUUUUCAACGUCGUUCAAACUAAAAUAUCGCGUGUUUUACUAACCAUUUGCGGCCUUUUUGACGCGCUCAAUCAAGCCCGGAGUGAAACAUUUAGAAGCCCCGGGGACGAAUCAAUGCGUCUUAGCAAAAAGAAAAAUAAUACACGGUAUGGACAUCGUAUGGAUCUCAGUUCAAAAGCCGCAAUAGUAUUAUUUGAAUAAAUAAAUACGUUAAUCUAACAGCGUCACUAUACACAGUUUAAUAAUAGUCUGUACCGUAAAGAACAAUACGAAUAAGUGAUCGUCGGGCGACGGAGAAAUGUCAACGUUAACGGUUAGAUCGCACGCGUAAAAAACAUACGUAUAGUGGCGAAAACUGCGAAGCUCCGCGAAUUCAGCGGCCCGGGGGCCGCGGCUCUCUCCCUAGACCCGCGCCCCAUAAUCCGGGUACGGCCACUAUAUCGCGAAACAAUAAACGGGCAAACGAAAUAAUAAUAACGCCCCUAUUGUUACGCGCGGACGAAAUCGUCAUAAACAUCGCGUUUAAAACCGUCGAUGACCGUCGAUAUUACCGCCCGAGCUUAAGCCUUUAAAGUCGAUCGCGACGGUUUAAUCGUUAUAACGCCGCCGCGGCGGCUUUUGUAUGCGACGCGCGCGCGCGUGUGUAUGUAGCCGCCGACGCACGGAAAAACCAAAAAAAAAAAAAAACCGACAUAUCAUUAAAACAAUCGCGCGCGCGUAAUAAUGUGCCCAUAAUGCCGGGCGUUCGGGCAUCGAAAACGAUUAUUGUCGAAACGGCAAACCUGCAGCAGCGCAAAUACAAUACGCAUACCUGUGUAUACAUAACGUGCAUUGUGGAACCGUCGUCGUGCGAGCGCGCACGCAUUCCGGCUGUACGCGCGCGGCCGGGGGGGAUUACAACGUAACGGCAACAAUACGGCCGGACAGAUAUUAAUAAAAAAAAACACACACUCCGGCGAUACACCCGUACGGUAUUAUUGCGCGGCGGGGCCGAUAAUGAGUUCAAAAAGCAUCAUCCCCUCGACGGACGCGCCACUCGACUGUUAUUAUACUAAUGCCAACGUAUAAAUUGUAAUAAUAACAUUCCAGGUACACGCGCGUAGACGGUACCUGCAGCAUCGGCCGUACGUCGCCCCCCCCCGAGCCGCCGCGUACCGCACAGCCGUGAGAUUUAACAACAAAAUGAAUAUCCGCAGGAUUAUAACAAUAAUAAUAUUUAUCCGCCGUGCAGCUUUUGCAGCGUCCCCGCUGCCGAGCUGCAACAGCUGCAACGCACCCGGGGUACUCGGCAGUACCUACCUACCAAUAUAUAGUCUACCUAUAUAAUAUUAUUACCAAUAUAAAUCACCAGAUAUUAUUAUAUACGGUGUAUAUAAAAACUAGAAUUAUUAUAUUGUUUUCGACCGUGUACAUCAUUUCCCGAUAAACCCGUGUAGGCCCGACAUAAACGACCUGCUGCACGGCCCGGCCGGCGACGGUAAUAAAGUGUAUUAUAUACAGAAGCGUGUGGCGCUCGUGUUUUCCGGCGGCGUUCGCGGAACACGUCCGCCGAUGGACGGAGGGUUUUUCGGCUGAACUUUUCGAAAAUUGAGAUUGAAAUUCAAGGGUUCGGUGGACAAAAUGAAAUUUCGAUAGUUUCUCAGAUAAAAUAAAGGGCGAAGCAUGUUUGGACCCGGAACGUUUGCGCAAAUAAACUGCGACCCGUUUGCACCAAUACUUUUGAAUUUCUAUAAAGGCUCGCUAAAUAAACGUUCGGUUAAAUUAAUAUAGGUAAAAUUCUGGUCCAAACGGGCUGUAUAAAAAUAGUAUUUUUUAGCCCAAACGGGUCUUUAAAAUUGGUCCAAACGGGUCCUGCUCAGAAUAAAGCGAUAAACGCCAUGCACGCGAAGUUAACCGUCCUAUAUACGUUGACAUUAAAAAUUCAUAUAUUACCGUAGUUCGGUAAGUCAUUUGUAAGUAUUCGCAAGUACAAAAUCAAAAUUUCUAAGCGCAAACGACAUUGGUUAUUCAUAAAAUAUUAAAGCAAGGUCAAUUUAUCGAUUUCGCUACAUAAUUUUGUGCAACAACAAUAUGCAAUUUUGUCUACUAGAUGCGGAAACAAUAGUAAUUAGGAUUCGAUUGGUUCGAACCUUCAGCACUUAUAGCGGCUCCCUCUGAACCAAACAAGCUCAUAUUAGGCGAUUAGAAUACUGUUUUACAGGUGGAUUAAAAUUUUAAACAUUUUGAUGAAUAACCAUAUAAAUUUCGCCAUGUUUUUGCGAGGAGCCGGGUGAUUUUUAGCUUUGUACACAGCUAUACACUCACCAAUGUUAAAAUUGAAAAUAUUUCGGAAAUACAUAACUCAAAAAAGAUAUAUGUAUCAAAAAUUCAAAAUACAAAAAAUUUGACGUGUUCAAAACAACAAUAAAACAUUGCGAUAAACAACCGCGAUUUUGAAUGUGAAAAACUAGUGUACGACCACCAUCGAAUUCAUUUAUAUUCUUAAACAUACCUGCAAGAUAACCCAGAAAUCAAUAAGUCCGAAAUUCGAGUGGCAUGCAUCUAGAAUUUGUUCAAAUUUUUGUGUCGGUUUUUAGAUUUAGAUUCUUAAAAAAACUGUUAGGAAUUAUUGGAAACAUGUUUCAAAUAAAGUGCCGUAGCGCCGAGAUAAGAAUCCGCCGUUUUUUUUUUUUAAAGUUAGUUAUGGUUUUAGAGCGUUUUUGCUAUAACCGAAAAACUGCGUUGACAGACAUUCUCGGUUUGCUAAGAACCUAAAAAAAAUGUCUGUGGGCUCGGCCCAACCAAAAUUACCAGUUCCUAUAUUUUACCUCAUUUUUACAUUAAUAUAAACAAUUUUAUCGUAGUAUUCAUUGUUUCAUUAUUUCGUAAUUUUACUUUAAAACAUCAAUAUGUGAAUAUACAUGCAUUACAUUAAAAAUUAAAUGUAUUAUUGUAUUGCGUUAGUGACAAUAUGAUUUGUGAACCAGACCUAACAUUAAACCUUCUUUUUUUUAUUAGACACAUUUAAAAGACGACGCUUGGUGUUAGUGGCCAGUUUUAAUAUUUGACAUUAGGAGGUAUUGGUUUGUACCUGGGGCUCGUGACUUCUUUCCGCGACUUUAUUAUUGAAUUUACACCAUCAGUUUCAAAGAAACAGAAAAUCCGCCGACCCCGACGGAGUGAGGCCCCGGUUAGUUUCGCGCGUUAUUAUUAUAUUUUUUUUUUUUUUCGCGCGCGACGUAUUAUUUUCAAAACGUGCCUACCUACGCGUACCUAUACAAUACGGACGCGGACGGUCCGGGCCCGAAACGUCAUUGUAUACGUAUAACGUAUUGUGCCGUGUCCCCCCCCCCCCCCCCCGCCCCUGACGACGUACGUAACCGAUAUAAACGUUCUUACCGAGUCCUUGCCCCUGCGCUCCGGUACAUCACCGCCGCAUCACGCGGUUUCUACGUUCGGCGGCGCCCCUCGCGAAGAGACCGCAGCCGAUCGGUCGCGAUACGCGCUCGGCCGUCCGCACAAUAAUACCUACUCGCGCGCGCGAUACCCGCGUCCGUAAAAUAUAUAAUAAUAAACUCGGAACAUAAUAAUAAUGCAACGGGACGGACGUUAUAAAUGUGUGCACGCGCGUGUGUGUAUGCGUAUACGGCACAAUGCCGCGAGUAUUAUUAUAUUAUAAAACGCGAACGUCCCGGGCAUUGUGCGCGUCGCCGACACCUUUUGAAACCCGACUCGGAGGGUGACGCGCCCCGUAUUGAAGAGCCGAGUCGUCGUCGUCGUCGUACACGUUAUAAAUCAUUACUCGUAUGCGACGGCGGCGAUCGGACACGGUGCACCGGGACGGCGAUAACGCGACGGGACCGCGUGCGUACGAAACCAGCGCCUAAAAUAGUGCGUCUCCCGUAAAUCAAAACGUGUCCUCCGAAUCGCAAACGUGCGCACCGAGUUUUAGAACGCGUGUACAUUAGGUUCAGUACGGUGUACGUGACGGUAAAGCCGGUAAUAACCGAUCGACUAAUGAUCUCACUCCAACCAAUAUACGCUAUGAAUUUUAAAUCGUUGGGAAUUUUAUUUAUGUAUAAAGAGCCCUUUACCGGAUUUCAAUUUUGGCUACGGACAUCUAUCAAUUCUAUCAAUUGAAUUAAAAAGCGCGUUCCCAGAAUUCGGGUAUAUUUGAAUGUUUUAUUAUUUUUUUUUUAUUUUUCGCUUAUGCGUUCGAUAUAGUUGCGCGGGUUGCCCCAUGUAAAUUGCACCGAUUGCGACUUUUUUUCAUGUAAAUUCCACCGGUACGUUUUACUACCUGAAAAAAAAAAUUGUGUGAAUUCCACCGGUUAGGGAAAAGUGGGAAUGAGUCAGUUGAAACAAAUACAAAUUAAAUUCAUUUUAUAAAAGUGUAUAAAAUCAAUAAUGAUGUAACGAUAGAAUAUAAUAAAUACAAAUAAUGAUAAAAAUAUAAUUGCUUAGGUAAAAUUUAAAAUUUAAAUUGAUAAUGAUCAGAAUUAUAACGAAAACGAUUAUGUUUUAUUACGAGACAAGUCGUUAAAUGAAUUUUAGACCGCGGAAAUUCGACAAAUUUGAUUGAAAUUCAAAAAAUUCCAGAUAUAUUUGCAGUAAGGCGGGGGUAUUUUUUGACCAGGGUGGGUGGGUGUGCGGGUGGAAAAUGUCUAUCGGUGAUCCGAGGUAAAAAUACUCCGGGUCGCUAUUAUUUUCGCGCUGCCGGUCCGGUCCGGCCCCGUUCCCAACUGGAGGCGGACGGCCGUUCGCGUCGGCCGCGACCUCGGGCCGGCCAAACCCGAACACACGCAACUGGUCUCCCGCGGCCGGCGUUCCGGCGGGGACGCUCGCUCCGCGCGCCGGGCGUCACGUACAGGCACGCGGGAGAGCCGGCCCCGUACGUGACGCGCCCCUCACGGCCGUCGCAGGUGCUGUAAACUGCGGGCCGCAGUAUGCGUUACGGUAUUAUUACCGUCGUGACUGCCGCCGCCGCGCCCCCGUCGAUCCCUGUAUUCGUAUCAUAUCGUUUCCCGAUACGGAUAUAUUGUAAUUCAAAUCUCGUAUCGGUUUCUGUCUCCCCGCGUGUCGCGCGCGCGUAUUAUUAUUGUUAUUAUUGUUGUUGUUGCAUGCGUACCCGCGGACCCGGACGAGCGACGGGGCGGGUGACGUAUUUCGUCGACCGUACGUAAUAUUAUUGUGCGGCCGUACGGCGUUUACGGCAAUACCGUACUGGUUUUCGAAAACGUGAAGCGAAAAAAAAUAAUAAUAAUAAUAUACACGUACGCGGAAUAAUAUACAGACCGCCGGUCCCCAUAAACCACCGACGAACGACUCCGAGUCCGGGAAGGUGUGGGGGGGGGGAGUGGUCUGAAUAUCGUCUUGACGCCGAUAUUGUCGGUUUUGUUAUUACUCGUGUGUGUGUGUGUGUGUGUGUGUGUGUGUGUGUAUGUGUAUACGCACACGCCGGCUGUAAAAACGUAUACAGUGUUAUGGCGUUAUUGUCGUUAUUAUUAUUGUUACACCGAGCGCGUAAAACAACGUCGCCGCGAUAUUAUUAGCGUGACCUACGGGGCCGUUACGAUAAUACUUGUGCAUUAUUAUUGUAUAGCGACAUCGAAACGACGUUUGUUCGGCUCGUAUCAAAUAUAGAUUUGAAAAUAUUUACACACUGGGUGGGUGUUCGGUGACUGUAUAAUGGGGAAUAUUAGGCGCAGGAACGGCACUGGUGCGGGGAAAGGCGAUAAAAUAUCAUCCAUCUCGAGUACGAAUUCGUUGAAAAAAUUAAUUUUUUAAUUACAUUUUUUUUUUUUAGUGACUGGUCAAAUGGGGUGGGGGGAGGAUAAGGAAGAUUAAUAUCCCCGUAGUAGAUUUUUCCCUUCGAUGUGUAUACUGAUAUAUCGUGUACAUUAUGUAACAAUAUAUCGUCUAUACGUGUAUAUAUAAGAAAAAACAAAACAAUUUUAACGAAUCGUUAAAAACGUCGACACCUACACGACAAAAUUAUUUGACCGCCACUGCCGACCGACCAAUAGAAAACAUUUCUACGGGGCCCAUUGAUAUAUGUACGUUAAUGUCUAUAUGAACAGUAAAACGUCUACGGCGAUAAAGGCGCACUCUCGGUUUAUUGAUAACGAUAGUGACGUGUUUUGUAUUAUUGUAAUAUAGUUCCUAACCGCGAGCUGAAGUAACGGCCCUAUUUCUCUUUUGUUUUCCGGUCCUUUUGUAAAUGCGUUCGUCGACUGAAAAUAAUAACGAUGAAAAACGCACGAUAAUACGAUAGCGCAUCAUCUAUAAAAACAAAUUAAAACGACUUUAUCUGGCUGUUUGCAGCGCGCUUUCGGUUUGUAUUUACGUACGUAUAUAUAGGUAUAUAUAGGUGUACAGUUAUUUUUUAUAAUUUUCAAUUUCCCACACAGCUAACGAAUAUAAUAAUAUAACGGCGGCGGUAAAAAGGGUGAAAUUGAACUUAUCUGUAUCCGUUUAUACGUUUUAAUUUAAAAAUGAACGCGAAAAAAGUCACGGCGUUGAUGAUGAUGAUAAUAAUAAUAAAAGAAAAAAUAAAUAUUUUUUUAUUAUUUACUUUUAUUUUUUUUUUUUUUUUUUUUUUUUUUUUUUUUUUUUUUUUGUCCAACCUAUACAAAUAAUAACGAUAAUAUUCUAUCCCCCGAUAAAACCCCGCGUAUAUACAAUAUAAAUACCGCGCGGCGUAGACAGGCCGCGGCGAUCGGGUCUGAGGUGGCGAACGGGGACGCGGGGGUACCGGGUUGUAUCUAAUUUGAAAAUGAAAACGUAGCGCAUAAUCCUCGGUGACCGAUACGGGCGAGUUUAAUUCGUAUUUAGGCCCCCCGAUAGAGGGUGUUAAUAGAGAGGUCGUUAUCUGUUGUACGGUCCUUUUCCUCUUGCCGCCGCCGCCGCCGUCCGGAACUCCCGGACCUCCGCCGCCGUCACCACCAUCGCCCGCCUGCUCUAUCCCGCGUUUGUUGACAAUGCCCCCGGACUUCUCGCUGUAACCGUUAGAUAACGCGCCGCGGGGACCGGGCAAAGCCAGACUGCGCUAAUUAUACACCACCUCCGGCCGUCCUACGCUUCGGUCCGCGGCGGCGGCGGGCUCCGGACCGCAUCCCGCCGCCGAUAUCCUCGGCCGUUUAACGCGUCCUCCGCGCCCGCUCCUUUUACUCGUGCCUUCCACGCCACCUCCCGUUCCCCCGGACCGCUUCGGCGAUCCGAUUAUAAUAUACGUAUAUACGCGUUAUAAUAUCAUAAUAUAUGACUGUAUUAUUAUGAUUAUUAUUAUUAUUGGGUGUAUAUACGGCCACCGCACUCCCUAUAACUCUCAUUAAGUCGCUCCGCUAACUUACUAUACAUAAAAUACCCACUAUAUAUAUAUAUAUAUAUAUAUAUAUAUAUACAUAUUAUAAUAUGUAUAUGUACGUUAAGUACGAGUUAAGAUCGGACCGGAGAGAUUGUGCGCAAGCCAGAAAGACGCGCGUUUAUGUGACAUUAAAAUCUGCGCGCGACGAGAUAACUUCACGGUUCGCGUAUACGUUUCGGUUUACAAUAGACACGCGCGCGCACCCGCGCUAUCACUGCAGCAGUGUUAUUAUUAUUAUUAUUAUUAUUAUUAUUAUACUACAUACACCGCACUAUUCGUGCGCGGCGUUUGAACGAUUUUACGCUUACAGCCGUGAAAAUACGUGUUUAGACGGUAUAAUGUUAUAAAACGAUUCUAUUCGGAUAUUGUACAUAAUUAUAGUGGGACAUCGUUAUACCGGAGAACGACGCGUUGUUCCGUACGAAAUCGUAGUACUGCGCGAACGAGAACAUUCGUAUAUUGUUCCCGAGACGUAUCGGCGAUUAUUACGAUUUUCGUCGAAAUUCGAGUUUAAAACACGAUCGUGUAGAAAACAAAAAAAUUAACUGCUACUACAUUACGACUUACACGAUGAACCUCGUGUGGAAUUUUCGAACAUUUAUGCGCGGCCACUAAAACUGCGUACGCAUAAAAUCUAAACGAAAAACUCGAAAGUGUCAAAUACCUUGAAAUUUUAAUAAUUUAAACAUUUUGCCGUACGUCUAGAAAAUAUUAAUGCAUAAGUAUGUUGUGAACAUUUCAAGCCUGUACGAUUUUUUCGAACCUAAUUUACAUUAAAAAAAAAAAAAAAUUGAAAAUAAUCAAAUCGCUUUUGCCGAAAAUUUUUCUAACUUUUUAUUUUGGAUUUCUUUGAUUAUUAAGAAAACUACAAAAGAAAUUUUGAAAAAAAAAUGACGGUUUUUUAUGUGCCAACUACACAUAAGACUAUAGAUUCGCGUUUGAAAAAAGACGCUACACUUGAAAAUCGGAGCAAGAUUUCCGGUAGAAAAGUUGUUCCACAGCAACGAUUUAUCGUUACCUACAGAUAAAUAAAUAAAAUAACUCUUAUUUAACGCUAUAUCCUCAACUAUUCCCAUCUUCAAAAAAUCGCACGCAUGUUUAUCAGCAGUAUCAGACCUUUUUUUUAUAUUUUGUAUAUCGGUCAUACCGAUUGACAACAUUUGACAACUUGCCAAUAUCCUUCCCAUUUUUUUUUUAGAGAUGAAGCUAAAUAUUAUUGAUUUACUUUGUUGAUUUUUUCACGUUCCACACUUUCCCUUCAGAUAUUUUUAUUGUUAUUUUUUUUUUUUGGAAAGUAAAAUUGUUCAUAUUUCAUGUUGUCCGAAUUUAUUUUUCUUCUUAUUACGACACGACCGACCGGAGACUUACAACAAACGCACCUACAUGCGCGUGAAAUAAUCUAAUAAUUUAUUAUCUUCGAAACCGGCAAACACUUUCCGGCUUAUGCCGACUGUUAUUACAAAGCCCAACACCAAUGCUUAUAAAUAUUGACACAGCCGUGUUAUACGACUGCAGCGGGUAUACCUAACCUUUUUAGUCGACGUUACGGCCUAUGCGUUAGAUUAUCCGACAAGAACAGACAAGAUUAUAUACGGUGGUUAGAAUAACUCGUUUUUAACAAUUUGAAUAUAAAAUACGAUGUUCUUCGCGUCAUAAAUCAGAAUACGUGAGUAUUUUAAACACACCUAAUAUAUAAAAUCAAAUCUAUGUAAAAUAAUUAAUUAUUAACUAUUGGAUAAUAUUUUCGUAUAUACGUUGAUACACUACUGCACAUAGUGUUUAGUAAAAAAGGUUUAUGAACUAAUAUUAUCAGAACAACAAUUUAACUAAAAAAUUCCUAAUAUAUUUUAAAUUUUAUUAGAAUACAUAAUUUAAAUAUUGAAUAAAAACGCUAUUUGGUAUUCAUCGCAAAAUUAAAAUUUAUAUCGAAUAGAGUACAUCACAAGUCGAAUUCAAAAUAACUAAACAGAAAAACAUUCCAGUUGCGAAUAUAAGGGUCUUAACAACGUUCAAGUUGAUUUUUAAACGGAGUUUUACGGGAUAACCGACCGUUCGGCUAUCAACUAUUUAUUUAUUUAUGAUUUAAAGGGGCGUACCCAAUAAUUACAAUAAGUAUAUCAUAUUAUAAAUUCGGUUUAAAAAUCAGGUAAACAUCUACGUUUAUAUCGGUGAAAUUAUAGGUAACCCUAAGUAUAGGGUUUAAUACAUUUAGUUUAAGUUCUCCCAACAAUUCUAACGAUAAUAUAUAUCCACGAAUUGUUAUAGUGAUAAAAAGUUUUUAAUAAUAGUAACGUGUGAUUGAACUAAUAAUUAUGGUGUAUUAUUUCCUCGCAUACCUACAUUAUGUUUUUACCAAUUGUUUUUUUCAAGUGAAAAUCUUUUUUUCUUUUUAUAAUGCAAAUACAAUAUUUAUAUUAUGAUAACGUGCGUACUGUAUAAUAAGCGAGACUAGCAAUAUUUGACUUUAAUUUUUUAGUUUACACGACUAUAUUAUAAUAUAUUAAUAUAUUAUAGUAGAUGUUAAGCUCAACGGAGUUUUACCUCAUAUUUCUUCCGAAAAUUAUGCGAACAUGUUUAUUCAAAAAUUAAUGCAAAUCUAAAUCUUCAAAAUAUAAUAAUGCGUUGUUCCGACAAGUUGGAAUUUCUAAUGAAUAUGUAUACGUUAAGCGUGUGGCAUUAAGAACGUGGAUGUGCGGGUCAUGCCCAGGGAAUUAUAAAAUUUAGUUUAUCGGCAAGUUUGCGGCCGUCAGGUUCGAAUUCCCACAAAGUGAAGGACCCUCCUCAUCUUAAUGUCUUAUGGUAUUAUUAUAGAGGACAGUGAACGAGGCACUUCAAUUAAGGACGUCUCGCACCCUCUUGAACUUACCUACCUAGGGCCAUGGCGUUAGCGAGAUGAAGGGAAAAGAGGGGUGUGCAUUGACUAAAUACUGUCUUGGGAAGCUCAACGACAGAGUAGUGUGAAGUUUUCUUCGGGUCUAGGGAUUAUUCAAAGUACAAAAUCGUGUCUGGUCAUCCAACUUCUUGGCAAGUUUUAUCCCCCUCUCUACCAAAAUAUUCCUCAACUCGGCUGUAUAAUAAGCUCUCCGUCUUAUAACUUGUACGCGCAACGGCAUUGUUUUUACUAAAUAUAUAAUAAUGACAAUAAAAUACGUUUGAAAUUAUCAACAAAAUAAAUAUUUCGAUUCUGCGGAAAUGGUUAGGUAUUUUUAUUAUAAAACAGUGGAUGAUUUUGAAUGAUAAAAAAAACUUCACAUAAAUUGUUUUGCUAUAGUAAGAGACUACGAGUAUUCAAAAUCUAAAGUGUCUCAGUAAACACAGUUUCAUUGCUCCGGAAGCGUUUGUGGGUUCCCAGAGAAAUUAGUUUUGCCGCAAAUCCCACAGAUUUAAACCACAAGUGACCCGACGUUGUCUCAUAUCCCAAAACAUUCUCAGUUUAUUUGAAAUCUAAGUAUAUAAUUUAUGAAACUAAUUUUAUUGUUCCACCAUGACUUGAUAAUAAAUUAUUUUUACUUAAUCAAUAUAGUUUCAUCCACGUACAAGUUAUAACCAUUGCGGGGUUUAAUUAUGUUUAGUAUAAUAAACCGUGUAGGAUAGUGCUUUAACACGAUUAUACGCUUCUGGUAAAUAUCUUAAAGAACAAUAUGAAAUAAUAAUAAUAUACAAAUUCGACCAUAAUAUAUAGAUAAUUUUAAACUGUACCGUGAUUUAAAUACAAUUUUAGUUGUGAUCGACGAGUAUAACAAUUUAUGUAUAAUACGUGGACUUUAAUUAACAUUUACUUAUGCCAGGAAAAAACCCAUCCUACACCGAAUAACUUACCGAAUGAUAAUUAAAUUAUUGCUGAAGUUUUAUUUACGAAAGGUACAAAAAAUCCCAAUGAUAUUUUUAUAUUAAAAAAAUUAAAUAUUUUAAGCUAACUAUCCGGAAAAUGUUUUCAUUUUAACCGUUUACCGUCCGGACAUGCCAAUGUUCCCCUGUUAUCCGUCGGUUGUUUACCAGGUCGUGAAUCCACAUGAGAUGUGAGCAUUAUAUAAAGGGAUGGAAAGGGGUUUUAGCCAAGGAUGAGUAAUUAAGCUGAGCAUUAGGGGUGGUGGAACGAGAGGGUAUACACACGUAUCCCAUACGAGAAAGGGUUAAAAUAUGGAUGAGAGGGAGAGUGUAAGAGGAAAAAAACUAAAAAAAAAACACAUAUAACAAUAUUAAAAGCUUCAAUUAUACAUUAUGGGAAAAAAAACAUUUUGGGUUGGAUAUACACCGUGCCUUGAAUAUGAAUCUUUUCGUGCAUGAUUUAUUCCGGUGAGGUGCAGUGUCAUUCAAGAUACAGUUUUAUGUAAAUCCUGGUUAAACGGGGAAAAAAAUUAAAAUAAUAUCAAAAAUAAAUAAUACCUACCUACCCUUUUUUUUUUUUUUUUUUUUACAACUGAUUGUAGUUUAAAGUGUAUACAGGGUUUAGUUUUUUAGAAUACAACUGGCCGUUCUCAGUUUCGGGGAUUAUAAAUAUCAGCGAAAUCUCAUGGAUUAUAAAAAGAGAACAUUGUAUUUUUUCUCUGCUUAAUGUAAAGGGUGUGCUUUAUGGCCGAAAAAAAAUAUUUUAAUGUUCACAUGCUUUGUUUAUUUCUUCUAUUCAAUAAUAAAGGUUAUUUUUAUUUUUACUUGGAAACAGUUCCAUUUCGCAAUAUAUAGCGAUAUAAUAUAAUAUAUAUUAAAUGUUAACAUUAGGUAUAAUUAUAAUUCACUUUAGAUUAGAACUACACCUCCAAUAUAAGUCAAACUUAUAGGAGUUGUGAAUUUAUUUGCAAUUGUAUAAAUUUACCUGCAAAUAAUCUUGCUAUGAACCAAUCUAUCUAUUUAAUAUAUGUAUAUAUAUAUAUAAAUUAUAUAUAAAAUUAUAUUUAUAUUCGUACUUCGCGUUGGUAUAGAAUUUUUUGUUGAGAAACGCAUACUAGUUUGUUUCCAAUAAACAAAUGUUACGAGAAACUUAAUUAAUUACCAAUUUUUAAAUUUAGAAUUUUUACUUUGUCGUCUAUUAUAUUUGUUACCUUACAAAUAAUGCAUAAAACACCAAUAGACUGUUUUUGUAAUUUUUGAUUUCCAGGCAAAUAUUUGUUGCUCUAAAGGUCUUUUUUCAGACUUUUUGUAGCUUGGAGUCCGAAUAUCUCAACCGUUCCCGAUCUUCUAAAUCCUCAACUUUUGCUCCUUCAAUUAUUAAUCGUUUAAGUUUUUUAUCGUGUUCUUCCGUUUUUUGAUUACUUUUCUUAUACUGUACAGAGUGUAUUUGUGUUUUUCUGCGGCCAAUCGAUAGUAAAUUUUCCGCAUGCCAAUCUCGUUGGCCCGUUAACGACGACACGACCGCGCGUCGUCAUCCGAUACUCGUCACCGGUUUACGUUCUCGUUUCCGUCCUCUUCGCCACUUCCCUACCCACGUCCCCUCCACCACUGAAUCCCGUGCCGUUCUCGUCCGCUCGCCCGUCGCCGUAUAUACAAGGUAAUCUCUCCCCGGUACAAUAUAAUAAUAAUAAUAAUAAUAAUAUCCGAAUCGCGAAAUCUUUAUUUACGGCGGCGCUUCGGAAGACCUACAAACGUAUACGAUUGCACGCGCCGCCGGUCGAAUCACAGGGUUUCGCGCACACGUCACGGGCGUUAAGUCUCCGCGAGCAUUCGUCAUCCCCGGAGCGGAGCUGCGGCGCGGGAAACCGCGAUAAUCGUUUCUAUGAAUAAAUUAAAACGGCCGCAAUCCGCGCCCGCGCCCGCGUAUUAUUGCCCGGGAUAUUAUAAUAAUAUUGUUACUGUACGAGCGGUCGCGCGGGGGGUGGGGCGGAGGGCGGCGAAAGACGGACGGGUAAUCGUCCGCGGGGGAAAACCGAGACAGACCGUAUUACCUACGUUCUUCUUCUGCCGGCCCGUGCGGCACACCCGAUCGCGUUUCCUCGCUGCCGCCGUAUCGCGUUUAUAAACGACCCCCCUCCCCACCGACCCCCCCCUAGGGUGUUCGCGGGCGGCGGCGGCGGUAACCGCAGAUCAUGUAUUAUUAAUGACGUCUUUUGGCGGAAGGACGAACGGACGGUGACGGGGGCCGCGGUUUUCGGAAUAAGUCACUGCCGCCGCGCGCGUCCCUCGUCGCGCGCGGAUUACGCCGUGUACGCGAAUACGUAUACUUAUAUAUACAUACAGUUUCGCACGUCCGUCCGCGACGGUUUCUAUGAAAAAUGCUCGUCUCGACCCUUCUUAUAUAUAUAUACACACGCGCGUAUAGGAGUGCGAUAUAAUAAUAAUAUAAAUAAACGCAUUAUUUGCGGAACCCCGAUCCGGCAGUGGGGGGGGGAGGAAAAAAAUAGUAAACGUGAUAAACAGGAUAAUAAUAUAGAAAAAUCGCAGGAAUAUAAAUGGGGAUUAACCUGCCGCCGUCGCCGGAAGGGACGAGUUCUCAGCGUGUUUUUUUUUUUUUUUUUUUUUGUAUAUAAAACGGUCGGUUUUUUUUCUUUUCGAGUAUCCGCCGACGCAUAGACGUAUGGAAUACAUCCAUUUUCGUUUUAAACACAUUCAUUAUUCUUUCUCUUUCCGCGGAUGCGCUGAAAAUCCGUACCUUUAAAGCAGCGACACGAUACGCGUAUAACAUUUGAUUUUAACAUAACAGUAAAAUUUCCGUACAACGGUCACCGAAGGGACCGGAAAUAAUGGCCGCUAUUUAGAAGCGACCGUCCUUUAAAGUUUUCAUAUAGAGGAAUGACACUUGACGGGACCAAAAAAAAUGUCCGUCACACAAAAGUGACCGUUAACGGAAGUUUUACUGUAUUAUAAUAUAGUUUAUGAAAUUUUAUUAAAAUAAAAAACUUGUAGAAUUUCAGAAUAUUUCCAAAAAGAACCUACGAUUUAUAUGCAUAGUCUUAAAUUUUCAGAAAACCAAAAUUUAUAUUUUCCGAUAUAAUGACUCCCCCGUACAUUGUUAAUAUAGUUGGUACCUGUAUUGAAAAUAAUAAUUCAUAAACUUAUCCUCGAAUUAACGCCACUUGUUUGGAAUUCACAUUUUUUUAAAUGUAUUAUUACAAUAAUUCAUAACCGUUCAGUGGUAAUAUUUUAUUUGUAAUGUCGAAAGUUAUAACAAAUGCGUAUGACACAAAAAGAAAAUACUGAAUAAAUUAACCUUAUCGCUUUUUUUAAAUUACCCACGUUCGAUUUUUCUCGAAUUAUUCUUAAUCUUUUUCCCAACACCUUUAAUAGUGACUCACUUUAGACCACAUAUGCUCAAACUCGGAAAUUAAAGUUUUUUUUUUUUAUUAAUAGACUGAAGUAAUAAUAUUUUAUUUGCUUUUCAAUACGAAUUUCAACAUGUUGUUGCGGGAGAUAGAUGUUUUUUUAAACUUUAUACACCCUUACAGACUCCACAAUGAAGCCAUGGAGACGAAAUUUUGUAUACGCAUGGUGUAAGAACUACUGAUGUACAUUUUGGUGGCAGUAACGGAUUUAGAAGAGAGGGGCGAUGGGGCGAUUGCCUCACCCCGUUCAAUUUUCCUAUACACUCUUAACUUGAUUCAUCAUUGAGCUCGUCAUAAAUGCGUGACUUAUAAGUGUUUUUAAAAUCGACUCCCCCGUUAUCUUGUUCUGGAUCCUCCCCUGUUUGGUGGUUCCAAUUUUCAACCCAAUACUCACCGAUUAAUAAUGUUCAGAUUUCAUAUUUUCACAAAAAAUACCGGGUUUAAAUAACCUUACAGUAAGCAACCUGAUUAAAAUAUGUAUAUAUAAAUGUAAUUGUUGUUCGGCGUUAUGCAGUUAGAAGAUUUGAACGUCAAACCCCCAGUCACAACUCUUUGUUUUCAUGAAAAACUGGAGUACUACUAUUCCUAUUUUGAUAAAUCUUUUUGUGAAAAAAAAAGUCAUGACAUUUUGAAACGGGAAUGAGUCAACAGUGAUGGAAAAUUCGACUGUGUUUUGCUGUGACUGCUCAUGCUCAUGUGUUAUAAAUAAUACAACCGUGGAAAUAGUAUUAUUUCUGAACGUUUAACCCUGCGCGAUUAUUGUUAAAUUUUACAAUCAAUAAAAAUGUUGUUUACGAGAUACGAAUAUUAUGUAACAAAACGAAACGCCAUCAUGAUUUACAUCGCGUCCGGUUUCCGGUUUUCCGCCGGACGUGCGAAUUUUUAUGUACGUGUGUGUUCAUGUGUGUGUGUGUGUGUGUGUGUGUGUGCUGGGGUAUCGCCACCUGAAUCACAGCUCAUAAAUCAGCGGUCGGAACAAAGCUCGAUUAUUGUCAACGGAGAAAUCCCCGGACAACAAGGAGGGGUCAUGCAAAUUUGGCAACAGUAACCGAGACUGUGCCGUGUGUAUAUAGCACUUCCGUGUGCAGUGUACGCAGAUAACGUUCCCGGACACGCACAUAAACCCGCGAAAAUUAAUACAUUUAAACUUUCGAGAGAGGGACGAAAGCCCAUAAAAAAAAGAAGAAAAAAACCACCGAAAAUACCCCAUUUGGUCAGUCGCGUAUAACCGCAAAUCUCGCAUCGUCUGUAUCUAAACGAGUCAUCUCUCCGGGCUAUAUAUUUACUUGUAUGGGGUCUGACAAAAAGACGUCCGGCAAAAUCGAAUUAUAUUUAUAUGUGAUUUAUCCGCGUGUAUAUUUAUGAGUCGGACCGAAGCGGCGACGGUAUGUACAAGUAAGAGGGGAAAAAUGAUUUUAUGCGGUAAAAAGAAAAAAAAAACGUCGCCGUCCUAAUAUCGCGACGCUAUAUAAUAGCGGUAAAGUAUAACUAUUUUUAUUUGAUUAAUUGCACGCAGGGACACAUUUUCGUCACGACAGUCAAAUUGGCAUUUAAUGAUAACAUACCUGUACAUUAAUUCCCCCAAUAUGGCGAUAUGACGGCCCGGUUAAGACGGUAGGAAAUAAUCGACGAUAGUAGUCUUCUGGUAAAAAAUGUUCAAAAAAAAAAAAAUCACUGUUAACUGCAAUUCACUUGCACGUGUAUUGCAGUUACACUGCGCUAAUAUUAUGAAUGCUAAAGUUUCUUCGGACGGCGUUUUGUCACACCACUUCGCGCGCGGAUCCGAACUUAAACUUGAUAUAGAUAUAGGUGUACGUAUAAUUAUAGACCGGAAAUAACACACUGCAGGCUGAUUUUUAUCUCGUUUUUAAUCCCUAAAGUACACUGGUACAAAAAAAUCGAAUUGCUGAAAAACGAAAAUCGAAACCAAAAGACGUGGAGAUUUUUUCCAGUUGUUUUUCCCAAGAUUUAGAAACUGUUGAAAACCAUUAGUCGCCGUUUGCGUCGGGAGAAAAACCCGACGACGUUUCCGGAAACUUCGCCCGGGCGGCGGUGUCUGCAGGCGGAUACCGAAACGGCGCGCCACUGAUUAUAAUAAUAUUAUGUUGUACACGGAUGACGUCACGUCGCAUUAUCCGGCCGUCGAGAAAACGUCACAGACACCGAAUACGUCGUCGUCGCGUUUAUAAUCUCAUACUCCCGGCGUCUCCGGGUUUCCGACGGCGCGCGCGCGCGCGCGCGUCAGUAUUAUUAUUAUAACUUAAUCCGCGGACCGAUUCGUCGGGGAACGGGGCGACCGUGCGGAAUAAUUUAAUUUUCGCGGGCAUAUUAUAAUAUAAUAAUAAUAAUAAUAAUAAUAAUACUGUUAUAUAUAUAUAUAUAUAGAGAAGAUAUACGAGAUAUAUCGGUGUCGCGGUGUCGGUUUUCUCCUCCCGCCGGCGGCCCGCGUUCGCGGUCGGCGCACGUACAACGAUAACAAUAUACAUAUACGUGCGCGUAGUGUAUAACUGUGCGUAUGUGUAUAGCGUGUAUACACAGCCGAUAUACGUGGCUCGCGUAUCGGUGUAUGCGUAUAUAAAGUGAUGUUAUUGUAGAUUUUAGAUAUUUUGAACGACGGCGUGUAGCGGCGGCUGCGGCGGCGGCGUGUCCCGGGCUAAAUAUAACAUUAAUUAAACGAAUUUACGCAAUAAUUCAAGUGCGACUGACAGUUCACUAAUAGUGCCGGGGACUCGAUAUAUUAUAUUAUAUAUAUAUAUAUAUAUAUAUACGCGAGCGUAUUAUACGUAUAUUACUAUAAUAUACGUAUAUAUAUAUACACAUACGUGUAUACCUAUACGUUUAUACGAACAUACGAACGAGUACGACGACUAUACGGCACCGGCGCAGAGUAUUCCCCUCGCGCGAUCCCCGAUCGCGAGUCAAAACUUAACGGGGACAAAAAUACACGCCGCGCUCCGCCGCCGUAUAAUAUACAAUGUGUGUUCUUGCUCUUGUGUUAUACCUAUGUACGCUGUUUUACGCCGCCGCCGCCGCCGUAUAAUUAAUAACGUAAAGGUUUCGCCGUUCGAUAGAAUAUAUAUAUAUAUAUAUACGCGCGUGUAUAAGGUGUUCUGUUGCCGUUGCGCUCGAACGUCGGGGAGUGCGACGCGCGCGCGCGGGAUACCGAAACGCGCGGUCUCUAUCGUCUUAAUUAUCGGGCCGCGGAAUUUUCGGGGUUCGCGCGACCGCUAGACGCUAGAUCCGUCUCCUGUCCGGUACGUCACCCGUAGGCAGUCGCCGUCGUUCUCCCCGGCCGCCGUUCAACGGCCCCGCGCGCGGAGAUCACGGCGACGACGACGACGGUGCGGGGCGCCCGAUACCCGAACACCGUCGUCGGUGACCGUAUAGUGUAGACGGAACGAGCAGGACCCGUUCGGACCGAUUUUCCUGAAACGCGGAACAUAGGCGCAACUAGACCCCCGACCGAGCGGAGCUGCUAAAAUUAUAGACGCACAUCAUAUACCCGUAGAUACAAUAACCCCACAGUUCCCUUUAUACGAUACACUUGUAAUAAGCGACUAUACACGUCAUAUUAUUGACGAUUUUUUUUUUACAAAAAUGUAUCGUAACUCGUUUAUCUUUAUUUUUUAUACGGCACACGUGCAUUUUCUGUAGGUAUUGGUAUUUUAUUCUGCGUAUUAAUUAUGAAAUGCACUGACAAAGUAUUUAGGCUAUACUAUAAUUUUGGGUGCUAACUUAAAAUUUGGGGCUUGCUAAAGACCAUCCAGCGAGGACCGGACGGAUUACGAAUAUUAGAGACUAUGGACGGAUCGUUUUGAUAUUGGUCUCGUUCUCGGGACAAAACGCGUUCCGUUCCACGCACGUAGAUGCGUACGUAACCCGAAUAUGUACACAGCAAUUACGAUUACACCAUUAUUACACAACGCAAGUCACAAAAUAUUAUGAUAGUAAUAUAGUUUAUUAUUUAUAUAUCAGUUCUCACAUUUCAGUCUACUAUCAAUCUACCUCACUCGAUCCAUUUGGCACGUUCACCUGUUCACGCUUCCCAAUCCUCGAGCCUAAUGUUCCGUCCAUACGUAUACAAGUCUACAUUACUAUAACGUAUAUAACUAUAUAUUAUUAUUAUUUUGACAAGAAAUAUUGCGUUAAACGAAAAAAAAAAAAACGAACUCGACAUAACUACACACGCGAUACCUUCCGUACAACAACAAUAUUAUGAUUCAUUGCUACACUCGAAACAAUAAACAAAAUGCAAUACUCAUACAAUUAUUACUCCGUAUCACCUUAUCUUCUGCAAAAAAAAGGAUCAUUAAUCAUACAACUAUAAUUGUAUAUAUAUUUUUUUUUUCAGGUGAGAUUUGCCAAAUAAUUCUAGAUAUAUUAUAACGAUUCCGUGUCGAGAUUUCAACGGUUAUUGUAAGUAUAUAAUACAAAAAGCGACAAAUAAUUUUAAAAUCAAACAUAUAGUUAAGAAAAUUUGAUUACAAAAGUAUAGAUAAUGGAAAUAAUCAUGAAUUCAUAAACAAUAUAUGAAUCAGCGAUUAUAUCGAUAAUCAUAUACUUUUCGGCACUCCCGUACACGGGAUUUCUUCACGAAAGGGGAUUACGAAAAAAAAAACAAAUUAUAAAAUAAAUACGCCAAUAAUUAUUAGUAAGAUCAAAAUUCAAAAUCAUUAACUAUAAUUUCUCGAUCACUCGUUAUACUUCAGGAAUCUUAAAGAUGUAUAAACAAUAAACACGCUUUUUAAUUGGAUAAAACCAAUGACUGACUGUCAAUGACCCGGUGAAAAAAAAAUGCUCCCAUUUAUUUUUUAAAUCCCGAAAACCUCCCUUUAUAGAGCAUCGGUCUGCUUUUCGGACUUUUCGCAAAUUGUCGUUACGGUAUUUUAUUCGAAAAAAGUCAACGCGCGACUGUGCACUGCAUAUACCGGAGUAUUUUUGUCCAACGGCGGAUUUACAAUGCGUUUUUAGUUAAACCUAUAUAUACCUAUUCCAAUAAUAUAUCCAAAGUCCGAUGGAAAUCGAUAGUCGUGUGUGGUGACUUUAUCCCGCGGGGAAUAUUCAGUUAUUCGCGCUCGGUAAACGGGGCACACGCAUAGAUCCCGUGUCAUUUAUACGCGUUAUUUACGCGGGAUCAAACAAGCGUACCGUAAACAAGAGGUUUCCGGUGUGCAAAAGUGUGUAGGGAGACAGGGGAAAAAUAUAUACACAUUAAGUACAUUCAUAUAUAUAUAUAUAUAUAUAUGUAGGGGGAUAAGGUGUACAUCGAUUGUAGUCUGAAAGUCUCCCCGCUCGACGUUCGGUUCAUUUGCGUUCGCUCCGGUCCGAACGUACAACGUCCGGUCUACGCGAUCCGGAAACGGCUAUAAUUUUUCACUUUUGGCUCAACCCCUCCGUUUACAUCGGGGGCGGAAAAAAAAUCGCGAUAAUAUAUUUGUAAAUAUAUAGGUAUACUCGGUCGUUAUCUCGUGACACUUUCGGUAUGUCUGUUAUCGUAUAACCCUUCGAAUUACGGUCAUUUUUUUUGUUUCGAGUUUUAUUCCGUGCCUCGCAACGGCACGCUAUACCUACUUGAAUCAAUCUCCCGGUGCGGGUUGAAAAUAACAUUAUACAACUCUUACAAUAAUAAUAUAAUAAUCCGAGUAUACAACUGUUACUAAAGACUUAAAGUGAAUAUAAUAUCAUUAUGACUUUUCGAGUGUUGAAAAAAUGAUGUUAAUUAACGUUGUGAGCGGCUAAAAUGCAGAUGUAAAAUGAAAGCAGCUACUACCUACUAUAUAAUAUAAUAUAUAUUUAUAUAUAUAUAAUAACAUAUACGUAUAGGUAAACUAAUUUAUAAUUAAUUAAUUUAAUUUCUCGUUUUCAAUUGUUUCGGAUCUAGUAUCCUUGACUUUAUAAUAUACGUUCGUGUUUAACUUGUCUUAUUGAAGUUUAAAUGUUGUUCAAACGCACAACUUAAAUAAUAUUAUAUGUAGCGAUACUUGAAUAUUUCCUGCAGAAUAAGUAUGAGAAAUUAAUAUACUGUAGAUUGUUUGAUGUGCUGUGUUUGUGCAAGCAAAACCCUUUAUAUUAAAGUGGUCUAUGUGCUAUUGCCGUAUUUAUGAGAAUAUUCUGACUGGUAGAACCGGGGUAAAAACUAAAUUAAUUUUAACUAUUAUUUAAGAUAAUAGACGACUUAACUGCAUGAAAUUACAAAACAUAUAUACGAGUGGAAGACAAAUAUUAGUAAUCUGUUCGUUUACCUACAUACAUAUUUAGAAACUGUAACAUAAUUUCCAAUCAAACAUUUGACAAUAUGUUGUAAAACAAUAAGGACUCGUAUCUACUAUCAUAAUUCUCGAGUAUGUUAGUUAAUUAUAUUUUCCACUAUUUUUGUACGUUUUCAAAUAUCUAGUAAAGUUAAAUGAUUACUUUAGAUUGUGUAUUAAUAUAAACAGAUAAAAUAAACAUUUUUUUUUUAAAUAUUUAUCAAAGUUAUAUUUAUAUAUUACAAAUAUCUAGAAACAUAAAUCAAAAGCAUUUAAACAACAAAUUAACUUUAUUCCUCUCAUUUUAAUGAAAUUAUAAGUGAAUUAGAGGUUAUCUAAAUUAUACGGAACUUGAAAGACGAAAUAGUUAUUGAUAGAGUAUUAUUAAGACUCUAACAUACAUCUACAGUCAAAGAAAUAAAAUAUAAAUUAUUUUCAGAUAAAUUUAUAUUAGCAAUAAUCAACCCUUUUUACAAAAAUGGAGAUAAAUAAAACAUUACAAAUUAUAUAGGCCUAUGUCUAUGUUGUGUACUGGAAAAUAAGCCCUUCCUCAAACAUCAACCAAGUUUAAAGAAGGUAUUUAUAAUUGCAUUCUUAUUUGUUACUUAAUAAUUGAAAAUUUGAUUGGAAAUAAAAAAAAAAAAAUUUUAAUCGUUCAUGUUUGAGAAAAAAUAUCUGAUAAAUACCAUAUUAAUGUUUUUGUUUGUUGUUUUUUUAUUUUUAAAUAAAUUACUGUAAUAUUAGAAUUAUAAUAAGUCUUCGGAUUAUAAAAUAAAGAUGACUAAUAAUACUUUAUUACACUAAACAGUUAUAAUAAUUUAUAAGUAGGUACGUAAAUAUUAUAAGCCAAGAUAAUAAAUUUUAUUAGUAUUAAUAAUAGGGUUUACGUUAUCGUAUAUUAUUUCAGUGAAAAUGUGCUCAGAACAAUAAUAUUAUAAUUUAUGAAAAAAAAGGUAAAAGAAUAAUUUAAUUUAUAUCUGUAUGCAAAGAUAAACCAUUGCUAACGAAAAACGAUUCUGAGCCAAUAGUAUUUUUCCCUUGUUGUCAAGGUAAUCAGCAAAAAUCGUACCUAUAUAAAAUCACUCUUUUUUCGUAAUUAUUAAAAAAAACUACAAGGAAAAUGUAAGAAAAAAAUGAUCUCCACAAUGCACCAAUUAUUUAAAAAUUCUGCUAAAAAGUUUCUACACAAUUUUUUAUUGAAACAAGAUUACCAGUAGAAAAAUUGUUUACUGGCACAAAAAACACACACACACACACACACACACACAUACACAUAUAAUAUCACAGUUGUGAGCACUUCGCUCAAAAUCUAUUAAAAAAAAAAAAAAUGUUAUAAUAACUGUUUCGUAUAAUCGCGUGACCGCCGUUUUGAUUGAACAGAAAAUAUAAUAAUAAGUAUGUAUUAUUAUCACAUAUUAAAUAGGUACUAACGUAGGUAGGGAUUAUUCAAAAUUUAACGAACCCCCGUGUUUUUUUUAUUUUCGUGAGUAAAGUAUAAACAAAUCAUAAAAUUAAUGUAAUCUGCGAACGCCCGCCCGUCCGUUUUACUAUAUACUCUUUUUGUCUUUUUAGGAUAUUGUAGAGGAGGUAUAUUUGUUUUAAUGUUAUUAUGCGAGCGCGUGUAUAUUAACCGACCGAUUCACCUGUCCAACAUUAUGCAAACAUGGAAAACUGCUGGGAAUUAUCGAUUAAUUAUUGUGUACACUCGUAUAAUUAUACAGAUAACUAAGCAGUAAUUCGUGUGAUGGUGUGCAUGCCGCACACGCGGACUUACGUUUUAAUCGAACCGCAGUUUUUAAUGGGCACAUAAAUUACACGAGUUUAAACCUUCAUUAACCCUCCUCCGUGCAGACGAACGGUUAACGCCGAUCUGCAUUUUUUUUUUUUUUUUUAAUGUGUUUAGGGUUGCUGAAUAAUUUUUCGACCGUCAAAAAGCGAUUUAUAUGUUUGUUCGCCGCGUUACGUUUUCGAAACACGUGUAACUCGCAGGCGCAUAUUAUUAUGUAUACUUACACGUACAAUUUUCGAAAUCACGAAUUCCGAAAAAAAUUAAUACUUUCCGAGAUAAUUAAUGUCUUAUGUUGGAUUAAUAAUUAUUUUGUCAAUUAUAUUCAGUGUUUGAGAGCUGUUUUAUAAUAUUGAUGGGAAAAGUUGAAUUUCCAAAUGUUUUUGCGGGAGAGGCGUGCUUAUUUUUCUAUUUAAAUAUCCCCUAAAUUUUUAGUACACAAGUAUUAAUAAUAUUUUCAUAACAUAAAAUAAGCGGAGAGGGGGAAAUACGAUUCGAUAUAGUGACUGCAGAGCUCUACUGUAUACGAAUGGUUUUUUUUUUGUUCUACCGCAUGUUUAUUAAUAAUUCAUCAACGAUAUAUUUUACCAAGUUAUACGAAAUAAGGAUCCGAUUAUAAAAUAAUUAAUUUACAUUUUCGUUGCUAAUGCAAUUUAAAUGUGAACGGGAAAUAAUCUGUCGGUGAAUAAUAUUAUAAUUACACUUGAAUUAUUAUUCUAUACCACUGCACCGAACUUUCAGAUAAUCAAAAUGUACUUUUAGCUCUUAUAAACGGUUUAUGAUAGUUUCACAAUAAUAAUAUUAUCAUCAAUACAAUAUUUUAAAAUGGUUAUGUUAUUGUAACUUUACUAUAAAUUUGGUAAAUUUUUAUUAGCUGACUAAUAUAAUAUUAGUUGAAUGUAUAAUAUGUGUACACGCUUUAAUUUAAUCAAUACAUUUAAUUUGGUUUUGUUCUUUUUUAACAGAGCGGUAACUGGAAUACAUUGAUUUUACUAUGAUGAUUUUUUUUCUUACAUGCAUAUAUCUGUGGACAAUUUUUCUACUAGAAAUCUUUCUCCGAUUUGUAAGUGUAGAAGGUAAAUUCUAUGAAAUAAAAUUUUAUCUAUUUGGUGAAUUGGGGAUAUAAAAUUUGUUUUUUUUUUUUUUGUUGCGAUUAUAAUAAAAAUAAUGUUCAAAUCUGUAAUUAAUUUUUUUUAAACGUAAUGGGCUGUGAUACGAAGGUACUAUUUUUGAAUCUAAAUGUUUUUUUUUUUUUUAUUUAAUUGGUUCAUAAGAAUUUAACUACCAUAUACACUACGAGUUAUUACUUCAUUAAUAAUAAAAUACCUGGUAAAACGCUUGAUAAUUAACUUUUCCUUAAGAAAUACGUCGGAAAACUAUUGUGUAAUCUAUAUGAGGACAUUUCGGGAGCCACUAUUUCUUAUCACUACAAUCGUUUUACAAAUAUCCUAUCUGUAUAAUCUUGAAAGUGUGUUAUUAUUAUAAUGAUUCGUAAUCAUAAUACUCAGACUUUAUCGCCGCAUCCCGCUCUCUAAUUAAUAUUAAUUUACCUUUUAUUAUAACAAUAUGCUUGAAACCUAUCGAGUGUACACGCGCGCGGGGUUUUACGAGGAUUUGUUUAAUUACUUCGUAGGGAACACGAGGUCCAAAAUAACUGCCGCAGCCGCCGACGAGAAAAGGUCAGUGCGAUUUCGUAUGCAUCCUGUGAUAUCCGAUACGGGCAAAGCCGGUCCAAAAUUCCUGUCUCGGUUUACAUUGGGUGUUAAUUAAUCAUACGCCCCCUCCCUCUUUCACAUACUUCCCCGUAAUAUUAUUACCCGGAAAAUUAGUCGAUGCAAACUAUAUUUCCGUUUAAAAUUUCGAAAAUAGCCUGGUUUGUAUUCAUGUUCAAUAUCCACAAUGUGCAUUCUUAAAAUAUAUUAGUAGGACGUAGUAUAUAGUAUACUCUAUAGUAGGGUAGUUCCGAAUUUGAGUUUUUUGGAGUUUAAAGAUCUUAAAUGGAAAAUUCAGUUCGAACUAAUUUAUUUUGAUUUUUAUUUUGACGGUAGAUAUUUGAGCAUUUAAUUUAUCUCUAUGCUUAGUAUAGUAAAAAAAAAAACCCAUUUUUUUUAUACCUACACUAUAUGAUUACAAUUGAGGUUUAUAUUUUUCGUGACAUUUGAGAAAAACGAAUUAUACAAAGAAAUUAUUAACCUACUCAUUGCACAAUCCUAAAUAAUCAACUUUAUAAUAUAAAUAAUAUGUUUAAUUGCCUUUAUAUUAGGAGUCCCACCACUGAGUGACUGCCUCGAUUUUGCCUUCUAGAAUCCUCUAUAAUAUUUGCUCAAAUUUACUUAUUGUAAUUACAUACUGUGAAUAUGUUUAUGUUUUUAUAAAUAAAAACUGUGUGUGCAUAUUCUGAAAAAAAUAUGUUUCAGACAUUCCCGUGAAUUUUUUUAGUAUAAAAACAAUUUUUUUUUCGUAUAUUUAGAUUUAAGUUAAAUUUAACUUAUAUAGUUCAUUCCCUUAUUUACAUUCCUGUCUACGUAAUAUUAUAUUAUAGUCUCGUAUGCAAUUUUAAUUAAAUAAUAUUUUAAAUGCACUUCACAAAUAGGUACACAAAUGAGGGUAAACAAAAUAUUAUAGUAGUUGUCAGUGUAGUAGUAGUCAUAUACCUAUAUUAUGAAACUAAGUCCUGUUUUUUUCUUUUUUUUUUUUAACGAGAUUCAACAAUAUAAUAAUAAAACUAUUAUUCGGAGUUUUAUUUUUAAUUUUAAGAAAAUCCAAUUAAUAUAAACGAUAUUUGAACACGUGAAUAAAAAUAUUCAUUUAAAAAAAAAAAUAAAUAAAAAAUAUACGGACAUACUUCGCACGAUGAGUAUAUCUGUACAUAACGAUUAACCAUCGCUAACGGAAACCGAUUCUGAGCAGAGUUCGGUUAAUAGUGUUGUUUUAUCAGUAAUAUAUAUUAUGUCAUAUUAGGUAUAGUAAAAUGAUUACAUAUGCAUUAUAUGUUUUCUUUAAUAAUAUUUGCUUAAUAUUGUACUCAUUUUCCGUUUUUCCUACGUGUUUCUUUUUUAAUAUAAAAACAUAUGGGAAAAUCAAAAAAUGACCCACCAGUUAGAUCUUCUUUCAAAAAAAGUGCUAUAAUUAAAAAUCAGAGCAAAAUUGCUGGUAGGAAAGUUGUUUACAGAAAAAAAAAAAAUAAAAAAAUAAUCAUUAAAAACGUAAUAUAUUUCUCGCGGUACUCACAAUCUAAAAGGCUAAGCAGUUAUCAUUUUUGAUACAGACAUUUUGAAUUAUAUAUAUGUGUGUUUUUUAAUUUUUUUUUUAUUUUGAUAAAUACUUGUAUACAAUACAAUAAAGCGAAAUUAUCGGUUAUCUCAGACCGUUUGGCAACGACAACAAUAACGAUGAUAUAAAACAAUGUCCGUGAUAAUACAAACGGCGUAGGAUUUGCCGCGGAUGGGAUAUGUUCGGGGAUUCGGAGCGACGGAUUAACGUCAAAAGGAUCAGGAGUCUAACCAAGAAUGAUAGCGGUGCUGUGACCGUCGGACAAUCCGUGUUAUUAUUUUUCAUUAUCCGGGACCACGUGAAUUGCACGCAGUGAGGGGAACAAAAAAAAAAUGUCAACUUGUAAAACAACCAUAAAUCGGGUGUACAAAUAAUUACAGGAACGAAUUCGCGGUCAAAUAAAAUCGACAUUCCGUUUAUAUAUAUACAGGUAUAUUUAUUGUCUGCUCUCUCUCUUUCUCGCUCUAUAUCAAUGGUUUCAAUCCGAAGAUUGGUUUGCAGCCGUAUUCCACACUUCUCUAUUAUCCGCUUUCAUUUUCGUUUGCACGUACGAAUCGCCAUCUCGAUCCCUUAUUAGCUGUUGGAUGUAUUCUAGUCUCGGCCUUCCUCUGCGAUUCUUUCCUUCCACACUUUCUUCUAGAAAUAAUUUUAGUAAUCUUUCCCGCCAAAUUAUAUGUCAUAUCCGAUCAUUUCAUCAUUUUACUACAGUUUUCUAUGGGAGCUUUCCUUCCGACAUUCUUUCAAGAACCUUCUUAUUUGUUAUUCCAUCCUCCUAAAACCUCACAUUUCAAAUACUUCCAAUUUGUUUUUCUGCUAUUACAUUAAUAUUGUCCAGGUCUACUAUGACACGCUUUAUCUUAGAAAGUAUUAAAAUUUUUUGAAAUUUGUUUUUUAAAACACUUAAGAAAUAAGUAAUUUUUUUUUUUUGUUACUAGAGAGUGAAAUCACUACCUACCUUUGCUUUCAAAUGGCAAUCUAUAUUAAAAAUAUUAUAAAUAUAUGAAAUACUAGUUUUAAUCAAUUUUGGUGUUUAAAUUGUUAACACUUUCCUAGGAAACGAGUGUCUUGCGUUAUGUUGAUUAUCCUGUAUAGGUACACAGUAUGUAAGGUUUACUAAUUCGUUUAUAUUUCGAAAUAACUAGUUUACAUUUUUUAAUAAUACAUUUUAAAGCACUGAUUAUUAUUAUAAUAAUAAAUAGGAAAAUAAAUAUUCCAAUCGAUCAGAAAAAUUAUAACACCUUUUUCCUUAUAAAAAAUCAUGGUAUAAACAAUGUAGAGAAAAGAAACUAUCUGAACAAAACGGUCGUUAUAUUAUUACAUUUUAUUAUGGACGUCAUCACGAUUUGGAACAUCAUUUGUAUGGUCACAUCAUUGUAAAACCAAUAAUACAUUUCUCGCUUCACUCAAAAUAAGGGUGUCAAAAACUCAGUGGAAAUGUAAUAUUUUAGUGCUGCUUGUUUCUUAAAUUGUCAAAAAAAUUAUAUUGAAAACAGUUAACACUUUUCGAACUAUCGCAACGGGUAUAUUAUCUUCGUGAGACACUUCGUUCAUUUGUGUUAACAUUAUGAUAUUAUUAUUGCAGCGUAGGUAUACAUGCGUUUUUUAGUUUUAAAAUUAUUAUCGCUAAAUAUACGAACCGGCCUCAGGCGUUUUACGUCUGCACUAUGCGUUUAAUAUUAAUGAUUCGCCCAUUUUAUUUUUAAAUUAUAUUAUAAUCACCAACGAAAAGUUUCGUUUCGUUUGCUUGCGUGCGUUUAUGUGUAUGUAUAUAUGUAUGUAUGUGUGUGUGUGUGUGUAUGCGGUAUAUAUUUAACACUGUAACGAGAUAUACAAUGAGGCGAAAUCGUAAAUUACGAAAAGAACGUUCGGAUUCCAAAAUAAAUGCGACGAUAGUCUGGCGACAGUGCGCGGUUUCGAACAAUGUUUUUAAAACACGUGUGAACAUUAAACAUAAAAAUAAUAAUAAUACCGCGCGUGAACAAUGACAUUUUCGACUGUAAUAAUUUAUACACCGUCGUCGUCGUCGUUCGGAGCGGCCCGAAGUGUUUGUUUUUUUUUUUUUUCCUCGAGGGGAGACCGCGAUACGCGGAGCCGUCGGACAACAAGUUUUAAUUUUAAUACGCCUACGCCGUACGAUUUAGAGUAGGUAGGUACUAUAUCGGCGUUUUACGAGAACUCAACGCCCGAAUGGAAAUCCAAUUAAAAACGCGAUAUACGCGACAAUACGAACACGUCUAUUCGUGCGAACAAUAGAGUUGACACUGACGACGACGUUUGACAAGUGUCGCGAUCAAUUGUGAAUACCGCGUAAGUACGUAAACAUCGUGUUGUUAUGCGGUGUACGGCGCGUAGGAAAAUAUUGUUUUUUGGCGUUUCCGAAAACAUUAAUAAACUAACUCACGCCUACACAUCGUACGGUAGGGACGACCCAACUACAAUAAUAUAUAGGUAAAUUAUGAGCAGUCUCGCGGUGUGUAUACAUAUUAUACGAGCGUUCGUCGUUUCGAAAACGUCCUAAGUGUACAAAACAACAAUGCGAAAUCCGAUAAAUCCACUCAAAACCGUCGGCGUAUCAUACGCGUUUUAUAAAUCGAAAACAAAUACGAAACAUUACGAAUAUCCUAUACACGAGCGCGAUGUCCUUUACUCGUGAUACGCACGCGUUUGUUAUCAAAUACAUGAUAAACAAAAUGUUAAAAUCGAGUAGGUUAUUACACUUUAUUUUAUUUUAUUUUUUUUUUUCGGUCGCUUAUCGAUCGUCGUCAAAUCAAUAGUGUUGCGAACAUUAAUAGUAUAUUUUUCGAAAAAAACCGCGUAAUAUCUAUGGAUUGUUUCUAACAAUACAUUAUGAAUGAAACAAUGAAAAUAAAAAAAUACAUAUAUAAAAAAUAAUUGAAACGAAAGAAAUAAAUAAUAAAAUAUUAUAAUACGGUACAUUCCAUUUUAAAAUUUACGACUGGGAGAUUUUUUUUUUUUUGUUUUAUCUAUUAUUUAUUUUAACCUAUAUCUUUAUAUUAUAUUAUGUAUAUUUUCUCACGGUGAUUCAUACGACUCGCUACCGUCAUAUAUACAUGCGAGAUAUUGUAUCUAACCGCAAUUCCCGCCCUUAGGUUCAAAUCGAACACGCAUACGUAUAUAAUAAUAUAGGAUAUGGGGAUAACGUGACUUUUCGAAAGAAAACGCAUUAUGGAAAUGCCGAAAACAUAAAAGAGUUUUUCAUUCGUGUUCUAAAUGGUUAUUAUGUAUUAUUAUACAUAUAUAUAUACAAAAAUAUACGAGAUAAACGUUAAGAGGGCAUAAUAUUUACCGGAGGGGGGAGAAAAAAAAGAGAAAAAAUAGAAUAUGAUCUUGGUAUAAUGUAUAAUAUGUAGGGAAGACGCCGCACGUUUCCUCCAAAUAACGGCCGACCGGAGGAGGUGUACGGGGUGAGGGGUUAGGGUCUAUAAAACGACAGAGAGAGAGAGAUAUUGAGAAAAAAAAUAGUCACAUACGGGAUGAACUGACGUGGGUCGGGAACGAACGGCGGCGACCGGAGGUUAAGGGUGGGGGGGUAAGGUGGUGUCGAUAAAUCACUCGAAAACUUUGUUUUGUUCGUGACCGCCGCCGCCGCUGUCGCGAUCGGUUUUUCUAUUAUCAUAAUCGAGUUAAACUCCCGGAACAACCACCUCUCCACCCCGUCCCACUACUAUGCCCGGCACGAUACCGCCAUCAUCAUCAUAAUAAUGAUAAUAAUGAUAAUGUGUAUACCGCGCUAACCACGCGUGGUCGAUCCAUAUGAAUGAACCCGAGCGCGUUUAUAUAAUAUCAUGACGAUAACGGGGAACGGUCAUUCGAUAUUGCAGUAUUAUCUAGGCGACUGCAUUAUAAUAUAAUAUAUUCGACGAUGACGACCCUCCCCCCUUUACCACCACCCCUUUCUACCCCUCAAUCCCCCGUCGGAAGAGAUAGCGCGUAUAACCGUAAAUCGCACGGUCGAAUGUCAUCAUGCACGUACAUGCGUGUACAAUAGACAAUGAAAUUAAUGUUUACACGGUGUAGUACGCGGUUAAAGAGACCCGAGAGAUAGUGACGACGACGCGUCUGAAAAUGUCUGAAAUACUUACGGAGCUCCGGGACGCGUUAAUUUUAAUACGGUGUUAUCAAGACAAUUUAUAAUCCGUCGCGAAAUAGAAUUACGAACGAAAUAUGACGUAUAUCAUAUUAUUAUUAUUAUUAUUAUUGUAUACAUCAAUUUGCGCUUGUAUAACGUUCAAGUUUCGUUUGAAAAAAAUAAAAUAAAUAAAAAACGUGUUCGUUAAAAUGUACAUGACGUAUAUAUUAUUAUUAUAGUUGUUAUAUUAUGCUCGAGUUGUUCUUUUAAAAAAAAAAAAAAACGAACUUAUAAAACGAAUAUUUUUCCAUACGAAGUUACAAUAGCGAUGUAAAACGGCGUAUUAUAAUUUUCAUUUGUCAUGAUAUUAUACUUUUGAAAAAAAAUUAAAAACAACCCCGUAAUUCGUUUAUUUUACGUUAUUCAGACCGUUGAAGUUUUAAUUAACUAUAUUUACACGUAUAUAGAAAGAGAGCAUUAAUUGCUCAACCGUCACUUGCAAGGGAGCAAAAAGAGGGGGGGGGGAGAAACUAAACGCUGUUUUUUUUUUUAAAAAAAAAAAUAUUCAAAACGAAUUAUCAUUAACCGACAAUUACGUUCCCUCGGCUACACUCAAGAAUUGUUUCCAAAAACCAUAAAUACAUACGGAUACAAUAUUCAAUGUUCACGGAUUUGUCCGCGGUUAUGAGAAUAGCGCCAGCGAUUCAAACCCACUUGCGUUAAAAACCGAGCGGUUAUUACUAUCGGUUGAUAUUUUUUCUCUCGGUAGAAGACAUAAGCGUCAAAACCCUAGGUACCCCUGCCCUGUGCCACGGUUAAUAGAUAUAUUAUAUUGUAAUAGACGUAUGUAUUAGCCGUGUCUGUGUGAUAUAAAAUUUAGAACUAUACUCUUCUUCUUCUUCUUCUGCUCGGCUUGCCGGUCCGUUAACUCGCUGCCUUCAACAGGUCUCUUCACCUCUUUGUAUUGUAAAUCAACUGAUAUGUCGCAUUCUGUUCAACAGCUUUCAGAUCUUUGUUGCAACUGCAUCGAUCCGCCGGGUCCUGGGUCUUCCUAGGCGUCUUUUUUCGUUCAUUUUUUCCACGAGUACUUAUUUUUUAUUGGUUCGGCCAUCCGCUCUCCGAGUAUUUCCAAACCGUUCUAGUCGUUUGUUCCUGAUAAACGCUAAAAUGUUUGAUCUGUAGCUCUUCGUUUUUUCUUCUGUCAUACGUAAUAUUUGUUUCUCGGUUAAAGCGCGGUCCAAAUAUGUUCCGGGAUAUUUUUCAUUCAAUUAUUAUUAACUUUAGAACUUUAUUCAGAACUAUAUUGCCGUGGAAAAACGCUAAAUCUUCAUCGACAGAUUCAUUUUACGAUCGCGGAGUACAUUUUAAACCGACUAUUGGCGAUUUCCAUCGCCCUAUACUGUACUUGUACCGAAACGUAAGGCAAUAUCGGCGCAAACGACACCGCGCCGUUUUCGCACGUUCGGCGCCAAUGUCCUACGGCGUUUUUUUUCGCGGCGGCCGUUGUGGCCGUCCCGGUUACCGGCACUCGUCGCGCACCCAGCCGCCGGGCCGCGCCGCCCCGCGAUCGCCGCGCGCGGAAACCGCAGGGUCCGUGCGCCCGCGAACGGAGACGAUUAAUUCUCAACGGCACCGACGACAAUCAACGACGCGCGGCCGUCGUCGCGACAAACGCAUAAAUCGCGUUUAACAAUAUCAUACGCGUGUGACGACGCGGUAUCGCGGCGGCACGCACACAUCGACGCGCGACAAAGUGCGUUUUCCGCGGCUUAUCUAAACGCGUUCCGGUACAUUGGGCGCGACACGGGCGGCGCGUCAAUUCACCUACCCACCGCGCGCGCGGGCCGCCGAACCCCUCAAAAUCAACAUCCCGCCCGUACCCGCGGUACGCCGCCGCCGCGUCUUUAUCCUUCUCCGGGUCUAUAGUGACACGAACGAAAAAUUCGACUCGAUUACCCUUUUGCGCGCGCGCAGUAGGUAUUUAAUUAAAAGCCCCUCGAGUUAAACGCUCGCGCACUCUCUCGCGCUCCGUCCGUCUCUCACUCGCGCGCACCCCGCACAAAAGAUACAAAAGCGACAUAAUAAAUUUUAAUAAUUACCGCGGCGGUGCCUCCGCGUAAUAAUUACCGCCCGGCGGAUUUUCGUGGUCUAUACAUAUCCCAUAUAAUAGGUAUAGGGUUGUUGCCGUUUUUGUUAUUAUUAUUACAUGCUAUUAUUGUUGAGCCCGUUUCCCCCCGGUUGUUUUAUUUUACAUUUUUUUUUUCUCCCGACUCGCCGCGUUAGAGGGCGACGAAAUCGGCCGCGCGCCUUUACGGCAAACAUAACGACUGCGGCCGCGCCGCCGUUCGUCUUUACAUUUCGUUAUCACGUGUGAAAUUCCGCGGCUUUAACCGCGGUUGCGGUUCGUUCGACGACGCGGCGGUUAUAACCGUCAAGUCGAUCGGAUUGACUCUCACACACACCGCGCACGGGCCCAGCGACACGCAACAUUGCCGGUGACGCGCCUAACGUCAAAACAAUUAAUUUCUAAAAAAAAAAAAAAAUAUCACACACGUGUAUGCCUAGCAAAUGAGAAACGUAUCUAUUUCGAAUCUAAUUCCUCGAAAACGCAAUGUUAUUAACUCUAAAUAUUUAAGGUGAAAUCCUUAACAUACCAGCAGUACGUCAAAAGGGGAAAUUCACAAACACUUGUUGCGGGUUGUUGUAGGAAAAUAAAAUAUUAAAAGUCAAGUUUCGUAGGUAAGCAAAAAAUCCAUCCGCGUAUUCAUAUAAUAUAACUAUAGAUGAUCCGAUCAUUAUAAAACCGUUUAAAACCAAAGCUGAUCAAGUUAAACAAUUUUUUUUAACUACACUCAGUUUAAGGUGUUAUCCUAAAAAUAUAACAAACAAGCCAAUUUGAAGAUAAUUUUAAAAUAUAAAUGAACUCUAGGAACUAUACAAGUAGGUAAAAUGUUCCAAAGGUUUAGUUAAAUAAAAAAUGAAUAACUUAGUUUGAAUAAAAAAUUACUGUUUUUUUUUUUUUUUUUAACAAUCUUUAUAAGGCUUUAGCUAUUAAACUAGGCGGUUAAAGAAUCGGUCUUAACCAAUAAACCAUAAGGUAGACUUUGCCAGUGAUGGCUUGAUAGAGUGAACAAAUAUCGGGAACGACAGGGAAUGAAGAUGCAGAUAAACAAAACGAUGGGGAAAUUUGGUGUGGGGGCGGCGAAAGAUCUUAAAAACUUGCAGUAAUCUUGGGGAAAAAAAAACCGAUUAAUUUAAAAUUACGUCGAGAGAACGUGAAUUUUUGUUAUAUGAGCCGUAAUCCGAAGUAUAAAUACUCGGCUGGAAACCGUUGUUACAUUGUAACCGAUUAAAUAUUUUCUCAUUGUAUCUGCGCGGCUGGUUCGCUUAUCUUGAAAAAUGAAUAAUCUUAUUAUUAUAAUAUUUUGUGUGUAUCGAAAUAUUGUUAGUUUUCAUUUUGGAAUCCGUUAUGCUCGUACAGAUAUUCAAAAGAGAUAAACAUGAUGCGUCAAAAUAUUCGUCCGGAAAGUGUAUCGAAGAUAUUUUAUGCAAGCGAUGUUCUCAAUAAUAUGUUUAAACAACUUUCGUAUAAUACGGAAAUAAAAUUCUUAGUAAAGGUUAAUUUUUUUUUCAUACAAAUAAAAAAACCAUCUAUUAAAAAAAGAAUACAAAUAUUUUGAGACAAAAUAAAAAAAAAAAAACCUGGGAAGAAUUCAAAAGUAAAUAAGUUUGACGCGCCCGAUAUUAGGACGGAGAUAUUUUUAUGUUGGAUUUAAUUAAAUAAUUAUAAAACUGUUUAAAAAAAAAAAAAACCCUAUAUUGAUUUUGAAGACCUAAGUUUUCAGUAAGAAACUAUAUUUUCGACAGCUAGCCGACAAAUAAUUAAAAACGAUUUUUAGCACAAUCACGUUUGACCCUGUACAAGUUUUAUAAAAAUCAUGUUUGUUUUACAGUUGCAAAAUGAAGACACGGUGGCCGCUAUGGUGAGUUUUUGCGUUAGGGUUAGACCGGCAUACACGCAUAAAUAAAUGUAUAACUAAAAUCCGUUAUGAUUCGUUUUUCGUUAUGCAAUUGCGUACAGCUAUACAUUAAAUUCCGCUCAUUAUCCUCGAGGAAACACGAAUUAAUAUUUAUAAAAUAGUCAAUAAGUGCGAUAAGGGUUAACACUGAUAUAAAUUAGUUAUAUUUUGGUUAGUCGACCAUGAUAAUGUGUGCAUCGGUUAAUUUACAAACGUGUAGUACCAGUAAAAACAUUUUGUUUUUUUUUUCCAAACGUUGGGUAGGUACACUGGUUUUUUGGAAUUUUCAGAUUCUCAUCUCGCGGGGAGGAACGGAUCCGUUCCCGUGCAUCGAGCGCUAGAUAUAUGAAUUAUCGUGCCCCCAGUUCCCUCUCAGACUACGACACUGGUGUCCGCUAUUCAAACGAGGUUCAGUUUGGAUUUUAAAUUCCCCGUUCCGAAGACUUCCGCAAUUUCGAGGUGUAAUUGUAAACAUAGACGUAGUGGUGGUGUAUCUGUAUACGAUUUCUAUAGUGCCCGUGGUGAAAUAUUCUAGAUUGACCGAAUGGAGGGCGGCCAAGUACACAAUCCUAGUUUGGAUUUCAAUUUGGAUCAAUUUACACAGAUUGGAGUGAAAAAUAAAAAUGUCAUUGCAAGUUUUUAAACCGUCUCAAACUUGUCCGUGAUGCCACCCUAUCGAUGUGCCACAUGUUCAUAUAGGCGCCAGGUUUUUAAAACGUCUUUGGGAACUGAACUUAUUGAUUUUGACACGUUUGAGAUUUUUUUUAUUCGUAGACGUCUCCGCGUGUACUGCACUCGGUUAAAUAUUUCGAGAAGACGGGGAGACUUGUUGUUGACAAUUUUUAUAUUAUCUACUUUUUUUUUUUUGUUUUUCUAAUAACAACGAACGUAACAAAAAAGGGAGGCUCGUGCGCGGGGAACGCAGCCGGGAGGGCGUUCGCUAUUCAGAGAGAGUUCAGUUUACAGUUUGUGAAGUGCCCGUUUCCGUUUUCGUUCACUGUGCGGUACGACGCGCUAAACGCUGAACAACAACGCGCAGCUAUCCGCGGAUCGGAAAACAAAUUAGUUCCGUUUCAUACAAUUCGGUUGUAAAUGGCCACAUUACAAGUUCUAACGAAAUAUUUUACGAAACGUUGGGCCACGACGAUCCGUAUAUGACGGCGAUGAAACGUAAACGACUUAGAAACGUCAACGUCCCGAGAAAAAUAAUAUUACAGUUUCCAUAUCGUAGCGCGCGCUCUGUUAACGAAUUAACAACGUGCCGUACAAUCGGCAAGACGGCGUACGCGAAAAUACAUUAAUUAUUCGAAUACAUUACACAACACUGCCCGACGGUGCAUAAUAACAGUCCGGCCGCGGCCCACGGGUUUCUCGUAAAACGUUCGUGCGCUUUGCGAAUUUAUACGGUCUGCCGGCACGACGGCGGCAGAUCGUUCGCCGAUCCCCGGUCGCCCGCGCCCGCACCCUCGUCGCCGACCGACCGUUUCCGUCCGAUUCCGAAGUAACGUUUUAAUUAUUCACAUCAGCGGCGUAAUAAAUCGCGUGUGGUCGGCGGCGGCAGCGGCGGCAGCUGUUGCUUAAUCGGUUGUUGCGGUGAUGCCCCACGCGAAAACGGACGGCGGCGGUGACCGCUUGCGCCGGACAGUUCACUAACUCAUCCCGGCCGCCGGCGGCCGGCUCGCUAACUCAAUUACAUCGCCGCGCUGACCGUUCCGCCGCGAUCCGCACAACUUUCGGCUUUAACUAGUUUACGGCCGCGGCGGCAACCACAACCGGUGUCAGUGUUGUUCAGGUAAUACGGUGGACGGUCGGAAACGUCAGCGGCGCCGUCGGCAAAUCGCGCGUAUUGUAAUAAUAUUGUUGGUAACGUACGCCGUUCCGCGCGAUUACGCUACGGAAAAAAAAAAAAAAAUUAAUACCCGCGGGGUGAACGGUCGGGGCCGGGCGCGCGUUAGUGUUACGGUAUCCGUUCGGCGCCCACCGGGCCGAAUUAAAAAAUUCACCACGACGCGUUUUGUCGUUCGCUUGCGAAAGUGUCAUGAUAUCGAUGGUGUUUUACUAAAAGGGCGUAUACGGCAUGUAAAAACGAACUAUACAUUUUUGGUAUCAAAAAGUUCAGAAAAAUUAGGCGCGUAAAGCGGGAAAAGGGCGUAAUUAAAACACAGAAAAUUGAGUUGGUAAUGUCUACACAAAAGAUGAUGUACAGGCGACCUUUUAUAGUAUAACUAAAUCAAUACACUGAUUUCCUUGCAAAGGCGUUCCGACCACACUCAAUACAUAUAUAUUUCGUAUACAAGAUAUCGUGUAUACGAGUAAUUUGUUUUUUUUAAACAUCGUUAAAAACUGAUUUGCUGUUUUUCCCCCUAAAAAAAAAAAAAAAAAUGAAAUUUGAUUUCGCCAUUUUAACGAAUCGCAGUCGAUAUUGCGUUUCCGUUGUCUUGGGGCCCUUCGGUCGUCUCCGUUCGCUCGCUCGUUUCGAAAUUUAAUCGAAAAUAGCCAUCGUGUUUUGUUUUGAUGCAAAAAAAAAAACCGCGUCGGGUGGGUCACAGAGUCCGUACAGGCGAGAAAUUACCGAAAAACGCUAAUAAAUUUUGAUUCACGAUCUUUGGCAUCGGGCCCGACAACAAUGGGGUUUACGGGCGCGCCGUUUGCCCGCCGUCGACACUUUGAAAACGUAUCGAUGCCCCGACCACAACAGAAAUGCAAUAUGAAAUUUCCGGGCACGCGCCAUUGAAACGGACCGAUCACAAACCGAGAACGCGAACCGGGGCGCCUGAAACGGAUACCGCAAUGCUAAUACUCGGCCCGGCUGGAGAAUCCAGACCCAUUUGAUGCGAAUGGGAAACAUAAUAUUCCUAUAGUCGAUCGUGUUUCGGCUAUAAUAAAGCCGACUAAUUGUACCGUUUUUCCAUUAUCACGCCGUAAAAUGCCGGGCUCCGUGAAAACGGUCGGUAUAAACCGCACUUAUCGGACGGUUCGCGUUUCAUAAACGUAUUCCAAUCGGUGAAUAUUUUUAUUGAUGAUUACACCGGUACAAACAUCACCGUAUUAUAAUACGCGCUUGCGAACAUUUAAAAUUCAAUUCCGAGUCGCAGUUUGUGUGAUGUUUGAACGAAGAGUACUAAAGUUUGUUUACAAUUUUAAAAUCCGAUCCAUCGUAGUCUUUUAAGCGUCUUAUUGUCUUAGUAUCUUAUUUGUGUAGAUAAAUACUUUAAAACAAUUUUCAAUCAAUUUAUUUAUUUCAACACACACGGGUAUAUCUGAAAAUCCCGCGUAGCCUUUUCGUAGCCUUUUCGAUAUCGAUAUAUGUUUUUUAAAUGAAAUUUAAUUUUCAACCCUCUGUGAAAACAAUUCGAUUACACUCGUUCGCUGUCGCUUUUUCGCCGUCGAGUGAAUAGAAUCCGUCAUCAUUAUAAUACGAUAACACAAUAUAUUUUAUAAUAAUUGCCGUUAUAGAUUUUAAUUAAUCGGAUAUGUCACGACCAAACCGUCGAUGUCCACUACACACUACGCGCACAUACAGGUACCGUCCAUACAACAUAUUAUUAUUAUUAUCACUAUUAUCGUUAUAUGUCAAUGUAACCGACAGUUCAAAAAUUAAUUAUUUAUACCGCGUAACCGAAAAUUACUAAAACGACAUUAUAUGAUCACCGUCAUCGUCAUCAUCAUCAUCAUCGUAUAAUAAUACAUCGUUAAAUAAAUGAUUAACAAAAGCCCCGCGAAUGUUUAAAUUGCAUUAUUAUACACCUAUACGUGUGCGAGCGAUAAUCAUAUUGUUUUCCGUGUAAAACUAAAAACGCUGCAAAAGUCUCUUUUUCUCUCUCUCUCUCUCUCUCUCUCUCUCUCUCCCCGUGUCCAUAUAAAAAUGUAUUAUUCGUAUAUGACGCGAUCGCGUGAUCAUCGUUCGUCAACUUGGACGUUUACUAAAUAAUUAUUGCGGUACAGAAACUCAUCAGUACGAACAGUUGCACACUCUCUGUGUAAUCAAUAACUAAAGAUAUACAGCGAAAGUUAGUCGACUAAAAGGAUUACUAUAUAGUUAGAUUUCGUGUCGAUUUUUAUUUGACAAAACGCAUUGUUACCGACCCUACUACCCUACGGGUAAAAUGUUAAACUGUCAAAACUCAUAAACGGCCAAUCCGCUAUAUUAGCGUUGAAUCGAUAGAAAUUCGUAGACAAACACAUCUUACGUUCAUCUAAAAAUGAACGCUGGUUCAAAAUAUACGAUUCUAAACGCAGAGCGAGUAAUGUAUUUGUUUUGCAAUGGUGUUUUAUUUUUUUUUUUUCUGUGGACAAUUUUUCUACCAGCAAAUUUGCUCCGACAUUUAAUGAUAACAAUGUUAUAAAUAAAUCCUGUUCAAUUUAUUUUACUAUAAAACGCCGUGUACACAUAUCGUUGACAAAUAGCAUCGCUGUCAACCGAAUCCUGUUCAGAAUCGUUUUUUUUUCGUACGCGACGGUCCAUCGUCGCUUGCGGACGCACGUCGAACCGUCUACAACAGUGGCCGCGCCCGUCCCCGUCGUCCCGGGACGUCUCUUCUCGUUUUUUUUCCGUCCCGUAUCCUAUCGUAUACAAUCCCACGACGCCGGCGAACGCCGCGAAAUCCCGAGAGCACAGGCCGGCCGUGUUCGUCGUAACGCGGCACUUCUAGAAUAUUACGCGCCCGCGCGGCACAAACGCGACCCGGGACCGCGUCGGCCGAGACGCCGCGGAGUGGUUUUCGUCGAACGUCGCCGCGUAACGCAUUAUUUAUUAUAUUACAACCGUCGGCGGCCGCGGCGUCGGUCGCUUCGCUCGAUCGUUCCCCGGGGCGCGUUUACUUCGGCGCGGGCCGCGAAGUGCUCCGCGGAGGUAAAACUCCGUAACGAGCUAAUGACUGCAGGUGGAGACACACACAGAGAGAGAGAUAGAGAGAGAGAGAGAGAGAGAUAGAGAGUGUCGCUUCUGUAUAUACCGAUCUCGAGCGCAUUACCUACGACGACGACGAACAUCAACAGCCCCUGAAGGUAUUGCAAAGGCGACCCUUUGCACUAUACAUAUGUAUAUAUGUUUACAGUGUCGUACGCGGGGUUUUUUUUAAAAACUUUGGCCGAUUAUACGAUAACUACGCGGGCGGCGCGCUUAUAACACAAUACGGCGUUUCGUGAAAUCACGUUACGUUAUUACAUUUUUCGUCAGUGUUUUGACGUUACGGCGCAUUGUUGGCCUGUUAUCGAACCCAAAGGUGAAAAAAAUCGUCUACAAUAUUUGUUCGUCGGGGGGGAGGGUGGAGGGGGGGGUUCACGACAUUUUAAUUUUCAAACGAGUAUUACGCGAAACAUUACGGUUCGAAUAUCGUCGUAUCGCGAAAAUGACAGUACAAAACCCCGCCGUACGCAUACCACAGACGAUAUCGUUGUCUUUGGGUUUUGAUAACGGGCGAAUAACGCCCCAACGUUAAAUGCAACAGCCCGAAACGGGCGUAACGUGAAAUUCCGUGAAUCGAGCGGUUCCGCCGAUGGAACGUAACAUAAUAUACGAACGCAACACGUCCCGUUGUUGAAACACGUCCUCUAUCAUCCACGGGCGGAUUUCAUCCCCGGGGCAAGCGGUCUUUCACACUGCCCCCUCAUCUCCUUAACCCGAGUCACCCGAAACGGAUUACGUGCCGUCCGAGUCUGCGUCGCCGGGCCGCGCGAACACCGGACUGAAAACCAACCAGAAUUAUCAUAAAAUAAUCCCGGACACGCGCGCCUACACGCUGCCCGGCCCCGUACCGUCUACGGCCCCGUCGCUGUUUCUUCGCGCGCUUCUCGUGCCGAAACCUAACCGGAUAAUGCGGCCAACAGCGUCAUUUUAUCCGCACAUUAAAUUCGACCGUGUGAAUAUACUGUCCGGCGUUUGUUUGUAAACGUAGCCGCGUAGGCGGUGGCUACGCACAACACGUAAUCAAGUCUCGGUCCGCAACAAAAGGUUUAGUUUUUCUUCAUUGUUCUUUCGGAGCCGGUGUUUUUUUUUUUUUUUUUUUUUCCAUUUUUCCGCCCCUCGUUUAUUCUUUACUCGUAACGACGUAACCAGUCGUUCAAGACAAACGACCGUUUUUUUUUUCACCCCAAUUCUUUCCCCUCUCUUCGCCCCUGUGUACACACAAAACGCGCGUCGCGGUUUUCGCGUUACUUCGCGCGCGGUUCUCGUUCUCUCCGCGGCAAUCUCGGCCCCCGUUCGUCGUCGUCGUCGAGUUAAUUCACCAAAGAAAUCUAAUUACCUGUUAAAGUCGCGGUCUGUGUUUUUUUUUCCAUCCUCGCCUUCGCCCUCUUUCGUUUAGUAUAUUGUGUGUUUUUUUUUUUAACGAGUAAACAACGGCGUUUUUUUUAUUUAUUUUACCAAAUAAUUACGCAAUAAGUUGAAAAAGAGCAUUAUUUCAGAAACAAAACUGAGAAAAAAAACCGUAUAUAAAAUAUAUAAUAUUAUACUUAACAAAUAAAACGGACUUUUUUUUUUAUUAUUAUUAUUUUUAUAUUGUUUUAACAACAGAUUGUAAAAAUUUAACGAACAACUUUUUUUCUCUCUCUUUUAAUUAAUCUUUCGCGAGCUUUAUAAAAAUAUUGUAAUAAUAACACAACCAUACACUCCAAACUUAUAAAUUAUAUAAAUAUUUUCUUAAAAACAUUUUCCUUUUUUUCUCUAACCUUUCAUAAACGUACAUUAAAUAUUACAUGAUUUAUUUUCUCGUUUAUUUUACACUGUACAUGUUAUAACAACUAUAUACGACGACGUGAUGAUAAUAAUGUACUAAAAAAUGUUUCGAUUAUAAUAAUAUUUAUCGAAUUCUAUGUAAAAAUUCGAACAAAAAUAUUUUCGAAGUAUACUUAAUAAAAAUGUUUACGCGUCGUGUAUUUUCGUCAUCUUAUCCGUCUUAUGGAAACGCGUAGCAUUGUUAUAUUUGGACCUAAUUUUUUGUGCGAGAUGUUAAAAUUGCGAAUCUGCAGGUGACAAGUAUUUUGGUGUCAAAAACCUAUAAAACCCCCGAACACAACCCCCUAUGAAUACACCUAUUUAAUCAAUGUAUAUUUCAAAGGGGUAACCGAGAGGUCUUACCUCUCCCCACCCGGCAGAAAAUCGCGUGACGUUACUAUACGUAAACUGCAUGCGAUGUGAUGAGUUUAAUGAGUAUUGUGGGCCGUUUACGAAUCGUUUAUCGUCGACAAUAAAACGAAUAAAACAUAUAGCCAAUAAAUAGAUAACCGUGUAUUUCAAUGAGCUAAAAAAUGAUAAAAAAAAUCACCACAGAGCGUAGGUGUUUUCGUAAUCCCCCCCCCCAGGGUGUACAAAACCUCACGGCUGGGCGAGUUAAUGAUUUUUUUUUUUUCAACUCGGUUAGAUAAAAUUAAUUCGAAAUAACCUAUCCAUUCAACCAAGGUUAGAAUUCGAUCAAAAAUUAACUCUACAGUUUGUUGAAAGUCAAUUCAUAAUUGUGUUCCUCGAGUUAACAAUCAAGUCAAUGGUCCGAACAAAAGUGAUAUAUCAAGUCAAAAAGUCCAAUCGACUCGACUUUGAUUUGAUCAACUCGUCCAAUGCCCAGCCUUGAAAAUCCCUAUAUCCGGCGUACCCCCGCGAGAAUUCCCGACCCCCACCCCCUCCCACCGCGGGAUGAAGGGCCCGCAACGAGGCGCCGCGUUCAAUCGAGCCGGGCGCGGCGCCCGCACGUCCGUAAAAACCGCCGAAUCCGGGCGCCCGUCCCGCGCACUGCGAUAAUAACACGUCGCACCGGCGAACAAUCGCGGACGUUUCACAAUAUUGCGCGCUGUAUAAAUAGAAUAUUACGCGCCCGUUAUGACGUCGGGAAUUCAGAACGUUGUACAAACACCCCGUACGAACGCGUGUAACAUAAUGUAAGAGCCGACGGGCCGCAGCGGGGUCGGGUCGCGGGCUGUCAUUCGUCCGUCCCCGCGGCGGCGGCGGCGGCACUCGAUUAUAUAAUGUGCGCCGCGGGGCGACGGGGCGGCGGCGGGCACGGCGACGGAAGGCCGUUUGGAUUGCGAACGACGAAUAUUUCGGAAUUCGCAGCUCCCUGCGUGUGUGCGUGUGUCUCUCUCUCUCUCUCUCACUCUCUCUCUCUCUCUCUCUCACUCACUCUCUCUCUCCGACGGUAAUAAUAAUAAUAAUAAUAAUAAUGAUAAUAAUAAUGCUUUUGAACACGGUCAAGUAAAUCCCGGGCACUACGGGCGCGCGCGCAUAACUUUGUUGUUUGGCGAAAACCCCGGGGGACGCGGUGCGCGAAACUUCAUAAUGCACGCGCACACGCGCGCACAUAAUUAAACCGACGACGUAAAUAUGUACACGCGAUACGGGAGGACACUGUUGUACGGGCCGUGCGCGACAUUGGCGGCGGCGGCGAUCCGGCGGCGUCGGCACGGUAUUACACGAUUACGCACGUCUAUACGCAUAACAACGUACGCAACGUCUUUGGAGAAACGUUUUCGUAUAGCAGACCGUAGCCCCGGGGGCGUUUGACGUUCGGCGGAUUAAUUUUCGAACGGACCCGCCGCGCGACCGACAAGACCCCGGGUCCCCCGCUCCCCGCUAUGAACGUCGUCGUCGGCGUAUUGUUAUUACAUUAAAAGGUAAUCCGAAUUCGAAAUGCGUUUGUCGUAUGCACGCGCGACGUUAUAAUACACCAUGCCGAACGGUUAUUGUUGUAUCGCUGUUUUUGUCGUCGUCGUUACGGACGUUUCGGGAAUCGAUUUCGGCCGUUUAGGCGGCGGCGGAUCGUAUCUGCGGGCGGGCGCGCGUGCACGGCGGAACAACGGCCGUUUAGAGACGGAACCGAACGAAUCGGUUGUUUUUCUUCUCCCGUCGCGCACGAUAAAGAAUAAUCGAACGGACCCCGGCCGGGUACCCUCAUCGGAAAUAUUAUUACGAAAACUGCGACGACGCCGUACGGCGGGCCCCGUCGCAAACACCGUUAUCGGCUAUUACGGCCCGCGUUUCCAUAGCGCGCGCGACAUUUACCGUAAUAAAUGUACGCGCGCUAAUAUCCGUCUACGGUGCCGGGGCGGUUCGCGCCGUCCGCGGUUCCACCGGAGACGGAAAACUUGCCGUGCGUGUCGUUUCGAUGGAAAAUAUCGCGUCUUUUAUCGCGACACGUAUCGCACUGCGCCUAUGCGCCGACGGACGUACGGCGUCACCGUGUACCGGCUGCGCGUAAUCCGGUAACGGGGAGGGGAGGGGGGACGACUUUUGCCCCGGUCCGACUUUUAUAGCGUUUUCGGUUCGAGCUGCCGGACUGUCGAAAACCGUGUCCUUUUUCGACUCGUAUGCCUGUAAAAACCGUGACCAGUUUUUUUUAAUCCGACCUCUUUAUCCGAUGGACCGAUGGUGUAUGCAGUAGCGGUAUGAGGGCGGGUAGGGUGGGUGCGACUCCGAUUUCGGACUACGAAUUUUUAUAUUAAACUUACACUUUGUGGGCGAUUAAAACACGGGUACAUUCAUAAGAUACCGCCCGUCCGAUAUCUAUCCUAAACACGGUUACAGUUAUAACCAUCGUAUUUGCGAGAAGAAUAACAUUUUUAUAAAAUGUCUACGAGUAUCGUCACGGUCUGCGAGCGUUACACAAUUUUAACAGCCCCGAAGUUUAAGCUCGCCAAUCGCGCCAAUGCAGUUUUCGUUCGUAUCGAUAAUCCGCAGUGUAAUUUUAUUUUAUUAUAUUUUUUUUUCCGAAGAAAUCGUUUUCGGUACAUAUAACACAUUUCCCCGCCAGUCGGCGAUAUUAUAUAGUAACUUUACCCUCCCCCCCAUGCAGUAGUCUGCCAAAUAUUUAAAUGACGUUACCGGAAAAGACUAUAUAAUAGGAUUGAAAAAAAAACCUACUUUUACGCAUUUAAAAGGCACCGUUGUCUGCACUUGCCGGUGGUAAAAAAAAAAAGAACGCGUUAAUUUAAUUUCUUUUUUAUCUUAAAUCAACGGACCCGGCGUCUAAAGCAUCAGCUAUUCAUAUAAUAAUUAUGCAUAAUUUUGCAGUCCCUCCCGUCGGAUUUUCUGAAACGGACGCGCGGAUGUCCUCGGCGAUUGUUGUUGUUUUUCGAUCGGCUGCUCAACAAAACCCGCGGUCCUAUACAACAGAUGAUAAUAAUACUAUGCAAAUACAUUAUUAUGGUAAUUGUAUAUAAUGAAAUCGAAAAACAAUACCGAGUUUAUUGUUGUUUUUCUAAUAAUACUCGCUCCGGCGUAAGCGCCCCCCCUCCCCCAAUCCUCGAGAAACCGUCGCUGCCAAUCGAACUCGUUACCGCGGGAAUAGUAAUAAUAACGAUGACGAUUUAUGUUAUUUUAUAACAAUAACUUUUCGGGCGGACGGUUUUCCGAGACGAAAACGCAAACAAGCGGCCAAAAGAUCAACAUCACUGCGAAGAGGGGAGGAGAGACGAGGGGGACCGUAACCGUUUGACUGUACUCGUACGUUGCCGUCGUAUAUUAAAAAUUGAAAUGACGUAAUCAACGCAAAAACCAGGAGACAAUAGGCAAACGCGGGGUGGCAGCAGAGUUAUUUUCUUCUCAAACUAAUUAUUAUUUCAUGCUCGUAUAAUGUGCGUUGAAAAACCGAGACAGUGGAGCCGGUUGAUGCUCUUGGAUUUCUCGAAUAUGUAUUUUGGUAAAACUGACGGCACUGCAAUGUUGACGCCGAGUUAAAAAUAAUAAUAAAAGCGUUCGACAAUUUCCGACACUUAACCGACAGAUCGAGUACAGGUAAUACUACCUAAUAGGGAUGUAAAAAUUCGGUGGAUCAUUUUCUCUGCCUCCAUCAAGUCUCGAAGAUUAUUAUUUAUUUUAACGAAUUUUAAAUUUAAAAAAAAAAAAAAAAAAAAAUCCAUUCGGUCAAAAUUUAACGUUGCGUAUAAAUGUUUGUGUUUUUCGAUUGUAUUUUAUAUUCCCCCCCCCCCCCCUUACCAUUAUUAAAAAAAUGUCAAAACAUAAAACCUCUCAGAAGGACGAAUCGAAAUAAAAGAACAAUCGCCGAUGUUGGCCAUCGUAACGAAUCCUUUGCAACUCGUGUAACCUUCGGUGAGAAAAUAAAAGCACACUUCAUAGUAAUUGUAGUAAAAUAUUGAUUCUAUCAGCCCAAAGGUUGUUGUCAGCAAUCCUAUACAUUCUUCAAGUUUAUCCACUUUUAUUUUCAACUCAUAGUACAUUCCAUAAACUGAAUCCUUAACUACUUGACCCGUGUAUUCGAACGGUGGUCUUGUUUUUCAGUACGUCCAAUUAUCGUUUAUCUAUUUCAAUCUGCAGGUCUUUCUUUUUGUCCCUGUUCUACCGAAGACCUACCCCACUUUUAUUAACAAUAAUUUCCUGCAGAAUUCGAUGUCGACUAAAAAGGAGGGCGGGAAAUGCAAAGUAUAGGCAUCUGCGGGACUUUGUUGAGGAUUCGCGUGGACUCGCGUCCCUCGGGUACCUAUCGUACGGUUUUACACGCACUCGAGUCGGAUGUUGACCUGAACGUAUGAAAUAGCCGAACAGGGUAUAAAAAGAGAAAUUGUAUACAAUUGGGCAAUUUUAGACGUACGCCAACUGAUUUCGAACAAAGUAUUCAUGUAGCUUCCGCGGUCGUGUGACCGUUAAUUUCAACCGCGCAAUGCAGAUUUCGUCUCAAUCGGUCAAUGGUGGGAACUCACGGAGAAUUUAAGAUGGCCUUAUGAUGUCGGAAAUCGGAAAAUGUCUUGAUUAGACUUUCGGUUUCCCGGUAACUGUAUGUACACCUAUCCUAUGGCCAACAGUAUUGGAAAAAAUACUCCAAUUUUCCUCCGUCAAUUGUCGGUCAUGUCGCUAUCUUUCGCGUCAGGUACCUAUUGUGUCACGAUCGCGCGUAUAAUGUCGCGGGCGACUGGUAUGCUUCGGACAGCCUCGGCGCAAUUUUCUCAGGGCGCGGUUCGGGGAUAAGGGGUCCGGCGUGUGAAAAGAAAAAAAAAAUGUAAUUUCGCGGGGCGACCGCGGGUACGCGCGCCUCGAGUCCGUCACGUGUUUACGCGUACUUUACACACGUACGACGCGCGCACGCGCGAAAACACGACGGAUUACAGCCCGCUAAUUAAAACAUUUUUGAACCUUUAACGACACCGGCGGCGGCGGCGGCACGCAUUUCCUUUGUACGCAGCAGGUAUACGUAUACGUAUAUAUAUAUAUACGUACUUACAUCCUACGCUCACCGUACUCAAAUACACACACACACACACACACACACACACACACAUAUAUAUAUAUACGUGUAUACAGAUAGGUAUAUACAAUGUAUACACGCACUUGUUAUUAUUAUUACUAUCCGCGCCGGCUAAAACUCGACUCGGGUUUUAUCUAAUAAACUAAUAAUCCGCCUCCGCCGCCGCGGCUGCAGAACCCUCCGCGAGCCGUCGUAAAGUUACGUCACUUUCAAAAACCUUUAGCCCCGCGGUGCGGCGGAUUUCGGCGGACGGGCGGGCGGCGUAUUAUAUAGUUUUAAUUAAUUAUUAUACGACAACGGGUCGCCCCCGACCCCCGGAAGCGCGCGUACAAACGGCGGCGGCGGCGGCGGCGGGUAAUAGGUAUACGGUUGCGCCGCACAGUCGCUCUUCUGCUCGCGCGGAUACACCGCCGCCGUGCACAGGAACACACGCCGAGCGUAUAUAGUAAAUACGAACGUUACACAAUGUUAUUAUAAUUAUAUACACGUGUGGAUAUUAUUUUAUACGGGGCGGGCGCCCGCGGCGCUAAUGAAGUGUUUUGUUACCGUUCCGAAACGGCGGACGUAAUUUAAUUUGAGUUUUUGGACGUGAGAGAUUCCGACCGCGCGUACGCACAAUAAUACACCUGCCUCCUCUAAUAAUAUGAUAUCAACGACGCCGCCGCCGCCGCCGCCGUUCAAGUGUCGUGUGCCGCCGUCGCCGCGACAAUUAACCGGCUAACGCCGUUCGCCCACUUUACCCCGUAAGAUAUCUUUUGCGAACAACAGUGUAACAAACGGUUACGCGGCACGGUUGCACCGGCAGCGUUGUCCGUUUCCGCGGAGCCCGCCGUCCCAAUCGCUGGCGUGUGGGUCAAUCUCGAAAAAUAAUUUUUUCCGCGUUCGUAUCGGCGACGAACGCGGAGGGGCCGCGAAUACGGACGAUGGUGCGCUCGGCCGGCGUUUCGAUGAAUCGGACGAUGCGGUACGCAAUUGCGACAACCGCGAAUCGAGUGGCGGCUGCCGUUUUUUUUAACCGUGUCGCCAACAAGUAUCGCGUAAGUAAAAAAAAUUCAAUUUUCGUGCCCAAAGUACCGAAAACCAGGUGUCGGCCGCCCUUCGAGUAUGGAAUUUCGGAAAUCCGGUAUCGAGGCGCACGUCGAGGAUCCGUUCCGUCCGCUACUUUGUACAUGUAUUCAGACCUCUGCCUGCAACGAAUUCGGCUCGAAUACACCGCGCGCGCACAAAUAGACCGGCAAUUAUUUUUACUAAAAAUCACGAUCAUACAAAAUGUAUAACUUUGUCCCGCUAUUUGUGUACACUUUCAGUAGUAGUUCCGUCUGCACCAAAUGAUAUCAAACCAAGAAAUUAUUGCCGUCGAAUAGGCGGAUUGAUUAGUGAUGGAAAAGUUUAAUUGAAUUUCAACACGAAUUUCACAAAUUUCUCGUUAUUUGCGAAAGAAGAAAUAGUGUUUUUUUUUUUUUUAGCUUUGAACGUCCCUAUACACAGAGCCCCUAAAUAAGGCAAAAGGGAUGGCAUUUUGUAUGUUCGAAUUUCACCGUUUUUUUUUUUUUCCCCGAAAAUGGUAUAUUAUAUUCUAUUCAGUGGUGUAUUGUUUUCAAAACGAAUAUUUGUAUAAUAUUUUUCUUCUCUUCCGAUGUUUUCAAAGUACGGGUUUUUUUCCUUUACGACGUUACGGACUUGUCGCGUGGAAUUUUCGCAGUGCAAUCAAUGACGUCUUAAACGGCAGACCACAUAAUAAUAUGAUAAUACCGCAGUAUCGAUCGCGGUCGAACGGAGACCGGGGGCCCGGCCGUUUUAAGCUAAUUAAAAACGUCUCCCCGAGAACAUAAUAACGACGACAGCCGUCGUCUUUUACGACCGAGGAGGCCGCGUCGUCGGAUUAAUACGACAAUUUCACUCCCGCACAGAAGACGGCGGAGUCGAUGGCGCCCCCGACACCUCUUGUCGCCGAGCCGCAAUAAUAAUAAUAAUAACAAUUAAUAUUGUAAUUAUAAACUUGACAAAUCGGGUCCGAACGAGAGUAGUCGCGCAACAGCGACGGCGUUUCGAACCGAACAAAAACGUGUACUCGUACGCUAUUUCGUUUUCGCGUUCGCUGUGAUGCGGUGUUUUCGCGACGCGGUGUAUCGAGUAGCGGCAUUACAGUGCCGUUGUUUAAUGUAAUUUAUCAAACCGAAUAAUAACACGAUAAUAGCGUAUGAUUCGACGCGAUAAAACGCAGACAGCAUCGCCGCCGCCGCCAUCGCCGCCCCGCGGUCAAAGCCGCCGCGGUUUGAUUGAUUCGACCGGGACGCGCCGUUUGGAUUUAUGAAAAAGAAUAAAAAAAAAAAAUAAUAAUAAUAAUAAUGAAAAUGAAAAAAUUCACUCAAUAACACGCGCCGCGACCGCCGCUGCCGCCACCGCCGCCACCGCAGGGUUAAGUGAAAAAUGACCGUCGGAUUUUGCCGCGUGACAACCGCCGUCCGGUGCGUGCAUAAAUCAUCAGCGAUACGUCGUCGUCCGUCGUCGUGUCACGUGCCCGAAACGAGGGGUUUUGUUCGAAAUUUCGAAUACACCCGUUACGCGUUACACCGGCCGCGCGGAUUUUAAAUUAAAGUCCCGGGAAACUCGGACGAAACCGCAAAAUCGUGAUAACACGCGUUAUAAACCAAUCGAACCAAAAUAAAAAUAAAAAUAUACACCGUAAACUUUACCGUUUUUCCCGGAUUUUCUCAAUUAUUUGGAAAAUCGAAAAAAAAAUAGCAGGUGAUAGGACUCUAGGUGCACGGGAUAAGAGAGGCACCAACUAGACAAUAUUUUCUACUAGAAACCAUCACUAACAUUGUUUAUUGGAACAAGAUUACUGUAGAAAGGUUCUUUGCAGACAGAAAAUAAUACACACAUCCUAUCGCAAAAUCCGUGAAUUCUUUGCUUAACAAUUUGCCGAAAAUGUAAUAAAAUAAUCAAACAAAUGUUAAAAAGGGUAAAAAUAGAGGGUGUCCUACAAUUUUAUCCAUAUGCUAAUAUUAUUCUGUCAAUAUCAAUUUUUUGUUUCAAUCGGGUUUUAUGUCAGGGGGAUAAAAAUGUAGACAAAAUUAAAUUUUUAUAUUCAUCCCUUAAUCGCAAAAAAUAAAAACAACUUUAUUUUUUCACUUUUUAAAAUUUUUAAAAUAGCCAAUUCGUAAAAUAUAUUAUUCCACAAAAAACUGUUAUUACUAAGAAACUAAUAAUCGGAUAUUAACGAUAUGGUACAUUAAAAUCUUUAGAAUAAUAUAUUUAACAAAUUAGCUGUUUUGAAAAUUCUAUUCUAAAAAGUUAAAAAGUAAUGAGUUUUUUUUAUUUUUCAACGAUUAAGGAAAAUGUAAUUUUUCUCUACUUAUGUUCGGCCUUGACACAAUCCUCGACUGAAAUAAAAAAAAUUUAGCAUUAACAGAGUAUUAUUAGCAUACGGAUAACACCGAAAGACAUUCUGUAUAUUUUAGAACAGGAUCUAAACUAAUAGCUUUCGUAUUCGUUUAACUACUAUCUUGCGGGUUACGACUUGUAAACGAUUCUCGUCGGUCGACAAAAAAAAAAACUCUACGAUAAAAGUCGAAAUUAUUUACUUUCCGUGUCAAUUAACGACCGCGCGUAUAACAAUAUAAUAAUAUCAAAUUUGUUUACAUUAAAAAAAAUAAUAAAACCGGUAAAUUAUACACGUCCUAUAAGUUUAUAUGUAUUUAAGUGUGCAAUUCGAGCGAACUAAAAUCCGUCCAGGAAAUUGAUUUUCAACGUAAAUAUUUGUUAACAAAUAUUAUAUUUCUAUACUUAAGUUUUAUUUUUAGAUUCUGAGUGUAGCGAAGAAGCUUAUGGUUUUACAAAGAUGUCUUUUUUUUUUUUAUCUAUAGACAACUUUUCUAUCAGAAUACUUGCUCCGAUUUUUACGUAUAGCACGUUUUCUGAAAAAAAAUCGGUGUGAGAAGGUACCAUAGGGAUAGAAAGUCGAUUUUCUUAAGAGUUUUCUCAUCAAAUGCGGAAAACUGAAAAAAAAACUGAUGAAAAAAGGGAAAAUGUAAGGAAUAUAUUUGUACAUUAUUAUGAUUUGUUUUUCUGUAGGCAACUUUUCUACCAGCAAUUUUGCUUCAACUUUUAAUGAUAGAAAUUUUUCUAAAAAGAAAAUUCACUGGACAGGUACUUAAGAGAGGUUGUUUUUCGAUUUUCUUAGUAAAUGUGAAAAACUGGGAAAAACAUGGGAAAGCCGAGAAAAAAAUAGGAAAACCGGGAAAUCGAUGCAACAUUAAACACAUAAUAUUAAAGAUAAUCUAUAGAGCCUAUUUAAUUAUUUUACUAUAAUAUGGCAUAUAUAUAUAUAUACAUUUGAUAAAGCAUCACUAUCAACUGAACUCCGUUCAGAAUUGUUUUUUCAUAAGCAAUGGUUUAUCGUUGCUUACAGUCUACAGAUAUAUAUUAAAUUAUCUAUAACAAUGGCUGCACCCGUCCCCAUUAUCCUAGGACGUCUUUUUUAUAUUGAAUUGUUAUUACUUUAUUAUUUAAAAAGUAUGUUGCUACGAACAUAUAGUAAAGUUUUAAUAAAAUGAUAAUGUUAUUUUUUCGAUUGUACUAUUUAAUUAAAUUGUUAAAAUAAAAAAUAAUAAAAAUGACAUUCAAUGUGUAUUUAAGAAGUAUUGUUUGUUCAAAGCUAUUUGAGUUAAUUCGUUUGAAACAAACAACUUGAAAAAUAUAUAUAUUAGGUAUACAAGACGUGUAAAUAAUAAUAUUUCCCGGACGAAACCUCCUUUUGUUUUUUUCCCCGAAUUCUGCAUCGAGUUUAACAUUCGUUAGACGUCGUCGUCGUCGUUGUCGUGACACAAAUCGCAGCUAUUAAAAAAAAUAAAAACACACCGGAGUACAACCCCCUAAUUUGUCACAGUUAUCGCACAUCGUAUUUUUCGUAAUAAGAAAAAAAAAUGUAUAUUAUUAUAAUAAUUCCCCUACUCCAUUACGACAAAGUUUUUUUUUCGCAUCCCCUUCACAAUAUACUAUACUAUAUUAUAUUAUGUUUUGCGUUUUGAUAUUCCGAACGGAGUUUUUAUCUUGCCCGGCAACAACAGGUCUUCCGGCUGAAUACUAAAUAAGGACACUUAAACGCAUUAAAGUUGUCUUUCGAAAGAAAUUCCAUAUUUUUGUGCCCCCUCGCCGUAUACACGAGAAAAGAAAAUGUUAUUUGAUAUUGUUCUUAAUGUUCCACGUCAAACUCGGCAUACCAAAUGUCUUUUGGUCUUUAGUAAAGCAAAAAAAAAAAACCCCCCGAGAAAAAAGGACGCUGGGAUUUUUUUGAUCCGAUCAUAAAAUAAAAAUAAAAAACAAAAAACUCCGACCGCCUGACGAUAUAUACGUAUAUAAAUGACUAUAAAAGAAACGGAGAAAAAACUUUACGUCUAGGGUCUAAAGGGAGGGGGUUAGAAGAGAAGAAAGCAACUAUGACGUGUCUGAGUAAACUUUAUAGCGACCACAGUAACGGCUAUAUAAUAAUAUUAUUCGUUAUAUGGCAUUUUAAAUCCCUUAAAAGUCAUAAACCAUGUGAUUCGGACGUGGCUGUUUCCGAGUAUUAUCAAAAUAUUUACGAUACUAUAUUCAUAUUGUAUAAAAAAAUAAAGACGGACAUGCUUCGCACAUGGGUGGGAAAUUCACUGUUGGGAAAAUCAAAAUAUGUCCUCCCUAAAGUACCACCUUAGUCAGAUUUCCGUUUAGAAAAAGUGUUAUUAUUGUUAAUCGGAGCGAAAUUGUUGGUAGAAAAGUUGUUCACAGUUAAAAUAAAAAAAAAAAAUAAAAAAAAUAAACAUCAUUGUAAAACCAAUACAUUUCUCGGUCCACUCGGAAUCUAAAAUCGGAAACUUAAAAGUUAUGUUAUUUUUCUUUUAUCAGUUUCGAUAGAAAAAAACCCGAUUCUGUUUGGUUUUUACAAUCCAUAAAGACCUGUUAGUUGUCUGUACCACCCCAAAUAGGAAUUUCGAUUGAAACAAUUUUCUCAGUGCGUAAUAUCCAUUAUUUUUUGAAGAUGUGAUUCAUAAUUUUAUUUCAUUAUAUAUAUUUGUAUAAUGUUGUUAAUUACAUUAUGAUUCAUGAUUGUCAUUAUUGUGUAUAAUAAACAAUAUGUUGUUAAAAAUUAUAAUUUACGUAUUCAUAAUUUUUACUUUAAUUAUCAGUUUUGUUUUUUUUUUGUAACAGAUAAAAUGACAAUGGACGUCAAAGCCAGCCAAGUAGCGGCCAGUACAGCUACGAAAUCGAGCGGGAACGUCGGUGCAUCCGCCUCAACCGGAGGUCAAGAAUGCGCUGGAUGCGGAAAACACAUAACCGAUAGGUAAGAUAAGAUAAGACAAUACAUACCAAAAUCGCGUAUUCGAAAUUUUAAAAAAUUCAUACCUAUGCAUUCGUGUGUCCUAUGUGUAUGAGAUGUGAUAAAAACGUAACGAAACAUUUUAUAUUUCUACACCAAUCUUAUUUUUUCUUACACAACUAUUUUAACUUCUUCGAAGUAAUCUCUUCGGGAUGGCAUCAACGUAGGCGUUUUUUUCCCAAUUGUUUUAGCCGUGAUGGAACGAUUCGCCUAGCCUUCAAUAAUAGCACCAAAAUUACAUCUUUUCAAGCCGGUUUUGAUCACGGGGAAUAAACAAAAAAUCGCACAGGCCGAGGUCGUGAGUGAAUAGCGUAGCUGGGAACUGCGAAGAUCCAUUUUUUCGUCGAAAAUUGGUCGACGGAAAAAGCCGCGAUCGAGCGCAUUCUCGGUAUGGAGAAUCGUUCGUCUUCCCCGAGUUUCCCGACGGUCCAUAAAUGAUUUUUGUCGCCGAAAAACUUGUACGCUUAAUAACGCAUUACGUUUGUUCUAACAUUCCGUGGGCCUGACUCGCAGACAUACCAAAUAUAAUACGAGACAUUUGAUAGUAUUUCGUAUCUUUAAAUUUCACUGUUAGAUUUUCGUAACGAAAUACAAAAAAAGACCAAACUUUACUAGACGAUUAUUCGUAUACCGCGCGAUAUCGUACAGCGGAGUUUUUUUUUUUUUUUCGGAAAAACUAACAAAACAUUCCGUUUAUAUCUGUUGCGGUGCCGGAUAGGUUUUUGCUGAAGGCGUUGGAUUUGUUUUGGCACGAGGACUGUUUGAUGUGCGGCUGCUGCGGCUGUCGACUGGGCGAAGUCGGGUCCACGCUCUACACCAAGGCGAACAUGAUCCUGUGCAAAAAGGACUAUUUCAGGUAUUCAAUUGCGAACACGUCGUACACCGUACGAUGCUAUUACUGAUUGACAGGUUUUACAGGAUGUUCGGCAAUAAGGGCAUGUGCGCCGCGUGCUUCAAAGACAUACCGGCAUUCGAGAUGGUCAUGCGAGCACGGAGCAACGUGUAUCACUUGGAGUGUUUCGCGUGCCAACAGUGCAAUCACAGGUACGUAUCGUGACGUGACGCGUCAUAAUGAUAAUAAUAAUAAUAAUAUAAUCUAUACGCCCGUCUGGAGUAAAUACUUAUAUACGGGCGACGGGGGGAUCGGGACGAGGAGAGGUCGGAACGUCCCUUUCCCGCUAUAUAUAUAUAUGUAUACAGUAUAAGUAUACAUACAUAUAGUUAUAUAUAUAUACACAAGUAUCUGCCCGUCAAGAAGGGAAAACACCCGGCCAAGUGAUGUCUAAUCUGUUGCGAUUAGUUAUCCUAACAACCCUCGCCCGCAUGAUUAAACGUUCUGACCCGCACGCGACGGGGUCGCAAAUAAAUUCGCAUUAAAUGCCGCGUACAGAUAAUUAACGACGAGGAACAAUUAUACCGCGGCGUUCGAUGAAAUUCGAGAAUAGUUUGCGGGCAUACAACAGAGUGCGUAACGCGGCCUGCCACAUAAAGCUCUUGCGCAUUAUUGCACACGCGCUGACGCGACACUGCGCAGUUGUGCACACGACCGUAACGUAAUAUCGCGGGGAUGGGGGGGGGGAUCUUGGGCACACUUACUAUAUCCGGAUCAGUAUAUGAUUUCUAAACAAGCGCGAACCGUUUCGGUGUCUGCCAAUGUGUAUACCAAUGGGUGUCCCACGAGGAGAUAUCAUGACAAUAAUAACUGUCGCCCCGUUCGGUAUUGGAUUCAAAGCCGAUCGACGAAUGUAUUGGUUUUACAAUGGUGUGUAUCGUUGUCUUUUCCGGUGAACAAUUUUUCUAUCGGAAAAUUCGCUCCCAUUUUCGAGCGUAGCACUUUUUCUGUAAAGAAAACCUGACUAGAGUGGUACUUUAGGACGGUCAUUUUUUGAUUUUCCCAGCUGUUUAUAAUAAUAAAUGAGAUAAACCAUAUGAAAAACGGGAAAGUCUACGAAACGAAUUGUUUUCAAAUCGUAAAUAUUUAUAUAAAUAAAUAAAUAAAUGCGUCGCCUUUCCAAACAUGUACAACCAAACUCCGCUCAUAAUCGUUUUCUCGUUAUAACAACAGUUGCGUACAGAUAUACAUUAAAUUUCUCCCCUAACUUCUCGACUUCUCGCCUACUACUAUAGUCCGUCAAUCGUGCGAAUAAGUAUUUGCGUAAUCUUUUUACUUUUAUUUUUUUUUUUUAAACCAAAAAUACAAAAUUUGUUUUUAAAAAGACGUCCUAGGACAACGAGGACGGGUGCAGCCACUGUUGUAGAUAAUUUAAUGUAUAACUGCAACCAACGAUAAACCAUUGCUAAGAAAAAAAACGAUUCUGAACAGAAUUCAGUUGAUAGUGAAGCUUUGUCAACAAUAUAUAUAUAUAUAUAUAUCAUUUUAUAAUAAAAUAAUUAAAUAGGCUUUAUAUAUUUUCUUAAAAUUAUACUUUACUAUUAAACCGAUUUUCGCAGUUUUUCUACGUUUUUCCCGGUUUUACCGUGUUUAAUCGCGGUUUUUCACAUUCGCCCGAAGAACUCUGGGGAAAUUCAAAAAAUGACCUCUCCAAAGUACCCUCCCAGUGAAAUUUCCUUUUAAGAAACGUCGCUGUCAUCACGAGUCGGCGCGAAAUCGCCGGUAGAAAAUUUGUCCACAGAAAAAAUAAAUAAAUAAAUAAACGCUCCGCUCCGCUCAAAAUCUAAAAUCCAACACCACGGUAAAUAACACGUAGUUAAUUUUCAAACAAAACGUGCGGGAACCGUUCAUGACGUUAACGCGCACCAAUAUACUGUUGUGUACGACUUUGUAUCCGCCGCGUACGGUGUUUAUCGGGAAUUCCGGAAUAUCGCGUAUGCAAUUGUUACCCGCGAUAUUAUGUUAAAAACGUUCGGCGGCUUAUCGCCGGCCGCACACACUGACGCGUAUUAUAAACAAAACGCGCCGGGGAGGGGGGGGACGCGAUAUUAUUUAUCUCCGCCGCGUACACGCGAACGCGGCGCGGCGGCGGCCAGUAACGGUAAUACCGUACCGACACGGCGCGCCGCGGUAACAUGUGCGUGGCUAAUUGACAUGUGACAUAUUAUUAUUAUUAUUAUAAUACGUCCGAUACGUACGACAACGGGGCGCGCGCGCUGCUCCCGUCCGCAUAUUAUAAUACUCGUAAUAAUAAUAACAACGCCGUAUUAUAUCGCGUAUAAUCGCGUACAGUAAUAAUAUAAUAAUAUAUACUCAUAUAUAUAUAUGUAUAUAUCGUAAUAUGACUGCGACGGCCGGCCGCGGCAAUUAUGAGAAAACAAUAACUCAUAUAUAUAUAUGUUAUACGUAUGUAUAUAUAUAUAUAUAUGUAUCUCCCUCAACAAUAUUCCACUCCACGUAACGCCUAAAUGGGUAACGGCGGCGGCGCAAUAUUGUAAUUCGCAUUGCCCGGCAUUGUCACGGCGACGGCGGCGGUGGCCGUAGCGGCUCUUUAUUCCCUUUCACUCCAAUUAAUUAAUACACACACACGCGCGCGCGCGCUCGCUCGCUCGUUCCCCGGAUGCGAGUGCGAAAGGGGCCGGGGGAGGGGGUGGGGGUGCAGUGCAGGACUUGGCGUUCGUCGUAAGCGCACUGCCCGCGGAUUAAUUAAAUUUCAUCCCCAGAUUCGGUAAACCCUGUGUAAACGAUUCCUUUUAUUCAGCCGCGCCGUGCGGGCAUUCCAUCAACGUCCCACCUCCCUCCAUACACCCUCCUCCCCGUCCGCUCGACAAAAUAUUUCGCCUCUUCUCUCCCGGCCACUAUAUACGUGUGUAUAUAUACAGUCUAUACCUUGUCACGUCGGAUAUUAUAUUUCAAAACGACGAUACACUGCUGCGCAGCCACUACCCCGUCGCAUCGCCGCAAACUACCCCUUUUCGACGAUAAAAAAAAAAAAAUGCACUGCGAAAACACUGGAAAUUAACAACCCUCGUUGCUGCGCGCGGAGGAACGGUCUAGUCGCACGGCGGCAAUAAUACGGCGACACAUUUGGUUCUUUACGCGGCCCGUAAAUCAAUCACAUAACCGUUCAUAAUAUUUGUCAGUUUUCCGCUCGCUAGUGUCAAGUUCGACAAGUUGUGGGCCGGUGUCUGAAAAAAGACACGACUAUAGGAGACGAUGAGACAGAGUCUACUGGCAUUUACGUUUGUAUUUAAUAUAAUUGGAAACAUAUGAUUACAUUCAAAAUUCGAUAAUCAGAAGAAAAAGGUCACAAAUGAAAAUUGAGGCAAGCCUGACCAUACCCAGUCCGGCCCGGCGGUCAAUCGCUGCCAAAGACAUCUAUUAUGCAUUUGUUGUUUGCCAUUUACAACGACUAUCACCAGUACGUAAAAAUCCGUAUAAACGCAAAAGGCAUUGGCAAUGAAAAUAAUUGUAGCUUCGGCAAACGGACAAUUGUAAUAAAGCGAAGAAACGAAUGGAAAACAAAAUUCGAACGCGAACAAAACAACGGUUUGGUUUCCGAUAAAGAUUUGGGCAAUUCGUUUUGACCGGCGACUGUGACCAACCGCUGCGGCGCACUUCGAACGCAUUUUCGAAUUCGUCAGUCGUUAAAAAAAAAAAAAACCUGACGCUCGUCUAGACACGCGGCCAAUCACGGGCGACAGCGAACAGACGGCCAUGAACGGUCGCCGGCAUCACUACACCUAACAGACAUUCCGGUUUCAACGGCGUCUGGUUCGCCACCGCCGGGCGUUUUUUCGAAAACGGCCGGGUUGCGUUGGCGAAACAGACUGUUUUUCGAGGCGAUUGGGAAAAAAAAAACGCCGAUUGACGGACGGGCGGUGGGGUAUGUAUAUUACGGCGAACGGACGCCGGUAUGGUCACAAACGUGACGCGGGCGCGAACCCCCGGGAGAAAACAACGUGAGUUCACGACGAUAAAAAGCCGGAGACUUUUCCAUACCGCGUGUCGAUAUCGGCGAAUCGUUAAAAUAACAAUUGGUCUGUUUUCGUAAAACCGUUUGAUUUAUCGCGAGCAGAUUGUAAUGAAAAAAAACGGGGUAAACAGCCGCGGACAAUACGGUCCGGUGAAAAACGGCGCGCGCGCGUGACUCCCCCCUCCUCCUCCCCCUCCCCGGCGAUCUUUAUUGCCGACAAGUCCGGUACCUAUCGCGCGCGUACGUACUACGGACACCGCGGAGUAUAUUAUACAGGGCGUGUGAGCCGGAGGCGGUAAGUUUCCCAACGUAUACGAAAAACAAACUUUAUCCCCGCGCGUUAUCGCCGUAAAUAACGACGCGCCUUAUUACAGCGCGGACAAAACGCCAUAACGGAAAUUAGAAACUUCUAACUGCCCAACUUUUUAUCGCCGCUCUACUGGCACAACGUUGCCCCGUGUGUAACGGCGCGAGGGGAGGGGGGCAGGGGGAACGUCGCGUCGCCGUGUUCGGCAUACGCGCGCGUGCGCGCCAAUAAAAUAUUAAAACGCAAUAUAAAACGCGGACGAUGUUCACCCCGGGGCUAUUUGUACACGUUUAAUACCGACUACAAUGCGACCACGCCGCGCACGUUCCGUCAAUCAUUCUGGCGGGGCGCCGCGCACACGGUAUGCAAGUACUCUUGUACGGUAUUCGUAAUAGAUUUCAAUUAUCCGCCAAUCAUCGUUUUUUAAUAACGCAAAACGUGGUACGCGUGGGCAAAAGUAAUAUUGCGAUCGUUCGAGAUCGUUUGUGCGGCGCGUGCGUGUUAUUAAUUAUUUAUUGUUCGUUUUACCGAAACGCCAAGCGGUUUCGUUUGUUUUUGUUAAUUUUCCGCGCACGAAUUAUCGCGUCACGUAAUGUAUCGAGCCCGGUGCGACGGACGAGAAUCGGGACCUCAACAACAGGAAAAAAAAAAAUACGAGUUCCGUAGAGUUCGAUACAGACGAUUCUCUACGCCGUACGGUAAAACUUCGAUCGCAUUUUAAUCGCACUCGGAAAUAACAGUUGAACAACAACCGGUCGAUCAGUCGAUAUCAGUCAAACACAAAUCACAACCAUACACCAUCGCACAAUCUGGCACGGUGAUUAUUUAAUACGUCCAUAGAAAAAAAUGCGUUCCCGUAAAACCAAUGAAAAAAAAAACCCUUGGUAUAAAACCUCCGCUAAGCGCCAAUUAAAUUUAAAACAUGUUACAAUAAAGUAUUUGAAUUUACAGCGAGAUUUCUCAAAGGAAAAAUAAUUUAAAAAAGACGGACUUACUUCGACCAUGGGUGCAGUUUUAGGUGGGAAGUUGGGAAGGUAGGAUACAGAAGGGAAUUCAAUGUACGUGGGUAAGCAACGAUAAACUAUAGCUAACGAAAAAACGAUUCUGAGCGGAGUUCAGUUGAUAACGAUGCUUUGUCAACAAUAUGUAUGUCAUACUAUGGUAAAAUAAUUAAUUAGGCAUUAUAUAUUUUUUUUGAAAUAUUUGUUUAAUAUUGUACCGAUUUUCCCAUUUUUCUUACGUUUUUCCCGGUUGUUCACAUUUACUGGGUGAAACUCUUGGGAAAAUCAAAAAAUGGCCUCUUUAUGGCACCUUCCCAUUCAGAUUUCAUUUCAGAAAAAGUGCUAUCAUUGUUAAUUGGGGCAUAAUUGCUGGUAGAAAAGUUGUUCUCAGAAAAAAAGAAAGCCGCAAUAUAUUUUAACUAAUACCUGCAUUUCUUAUAUUUUCCCGUUUUUUUCAGUUUUUCAAAUUUGAUGAGAAAAUCGAAAACUGACCUCCUUAAAGAACCAGAUUUAUUUUUAGAAAAAAUUGCUAAGCUUGUAAGCCGGAGCAAUAUUUCUGAUGGAAAAAUUGUUCGAAGAUAAAAAAAAUAAUAAUAAUAAAUAAACACCAUUAUAAAACCAUAAGCUUCUUCGCUCCACUCAGAAUCUAAAACAUCGUAGAUGGUGAAACCAAUACAUUUAUCGUUUCUAAAAAAAAAAACUCAUGAUCGAUACACAAAAAUGUCUAAACAUUCCUGUUACUAUUUUCAUAAUACGACAUGUUAAGCACUUGCAUAUUUGUAUCAGCACGUGAUAUUUGCUGCACGGGCCUUCACGACCCUCAGGAAAAUAAUAUAGACUCUACUAAUGAAUCCAUUUCUCCAGGGUCUUGUUGGGCCUCGUUAAAAUUCGAUUUUUUUGUUAAGCUUUAUGAAAGUAUUUUUUUUUUUUUAAAGGUAACUUGAGGUAACUGUUGAAACUAUUCAGCAUAUAAUUAUAGUUUAAGAAACAAGAAAUUGAAUAAUUAUAUUAAAAAUAUUGUUCAUACUCAAUUAUAAUUAUACGAUAUUAUGCGGUUGAUUUUAAUACUCUGUUUCAUAAUGUUAUUAAAAAAAAAAACCAUUUUUUAAAACCUCCUUUUGUUUUAAAUUUGUUUUUAAAUACUAUUAAUUAAUAUUAAAAACGAGAGUAUUUUCACGAAAAAAAAUUAAGUUUCACGACGGCGUCAUUAAUCAAGAACUUAUCUUUUUCCCCCCUGCGUAUAGUUAUAAGCUCACAUAGUCAUCAUUUUACCGUCUUCAACUCUCCCCUUCUAUAUUUUGGCGAUAACGUCAUUAUUAUUAUGACUCAUAUUAUAGAAGUCCGACAGUGUUUUUCUAAAAGAAAUAAAAAAAAAAGAAAUAUGUAGUUACUCGUACAUCAACAAAGAUGCGGUACGUAAGAUUUUUUAAAAAAAUAAAUCAUAAAUAAUAGCUGUAUUUAUAUAGAAAUAAAAAUAACAAACGGGUUUUACAUUUUGUACGUUUCAUAAUAAAAUAAUAUCUACUGGGUGAUUCAUUAAGCAUGCUAACCUCGUUGUUUUGGUUAAAUUUUGCAUACAUUAAAAUUCUGAUUUUUGGGCCUUUAAGUGUAAUUAAAGCUGAUAAAUUUUCAAAUAGGUACUUAGAUUUUUCACAACAUUUAAGGAGCAUCCUGUAACGACACCAAUUUUGGUUUUUCAAAUGAGAACCUAUAUUAAAUAUUCCAUAAGUAGAUUGAGUAUUAAUUUAAAUACAUUUUGGUGCUAAUAUUUUUGAUUUUCGUCAAUCCUUUUUAAGUGGAAUAACUCAGAAAUCUUUCGUUUAAAUUUCCAUUACAAUACGUUAACAUUUUCAAAAAAAUCAUUUGAUUCAUAAUUACUGUAGGAAACUCCUUAAAGUUUGUGAAAAAUCUAAGUAUUUGAAAAUAAUGGUUUAAAUAACUAUAUUUGAAAAUUCCAAAAAUUAGAAUUUUAAAAUAUGCAAAAUCAAACGAUACAAAUGGGGCGAGCAUCAUUAUAGUGAAUCAUCCAGUUUAUACAAGGAUUGAAAAAUAUUUAAACCUAACUAUAUUUUUAUCGAUUUUUUACAUAAAACAGAAAAUAUUAUUGCAUUGUAUUUGUGUCUUUGAUAUGGAUGUCUUUAUAUAUAUACGUUAUUAUAUAAGAUGCUCAUUUUUUUCUCGCUACUUUUGGAAAUUUCUAUCGGCUCCCUGUGAACCGAAUGGGCUCUCGAAAUCGGAAAUUAAAGUUGUUUUAUAAACGGAUUGAAGUAAUAAAAGUCGGGUUGAGUUUACAUUUAAAUUGUUCCUACAUUGUUGUUGCGAGAAGAGAAUGUUUUUUAUUGUUGAAUAUCACUAUAGACCUCUCCAAAUGAAGCCAGGGGGAUAGAAUUUUCUAUUUUCAGAUUUAUUUAUUCAGAUAAAAUAAUAUAUAGAUAUAAUAUUAUAAUACUCGGUUAUUUAUUAUUUUACAAAGAAUACAACUAAAAUUCAAUAUAUAUUGGUAUUUAUAUACCUAUGUGUGUAUAUACAUUAUAUAUAGAUAGAAAAUAGGUGGGAGUAAAUUUGACUCUAGUGAUGGAGCUCUGUUACUCACGGAUAUUAUAAACUGUCCUCACCGGGUCCACUUUCAUCUCUACAUACAGUCCGCAAUUUGUUCAUUAAAAAUCACUAUUGACUACAUAGAAGCAUGCCUAGUGCUUAACAAUAAUUUGAACAAUCUGUUAAAUACAUUUUAUAGGUACAAAUAUAAUAGUUAGGUGUCGACUUUCAAAAACAAAUUUUAAUUCGAUAUUCUAACGCGGUCGUUUUAGUAUUUUAUUAUUUCAACAAGCUAAUGAAACUAAAAUAUCGAUAUAAUAAACGUUUUUUAUUUUUGAUUUUUGCGAGUAAAAUUACCGUUUCCAAUUAUUUAAUUAUUUCGAAAUGAACCGAUAUACAUAAAAGUACCUACUAAGUUUCACGAAUAUCGAUAAAUUCGUUUACACAAAGUGUUCCGGGAAAAUAAUCAACAAAUACAACCACGUGUUAGUUAACAAUAUUGAUUAUUUAUAAAAUAAUAUUUCGGUCAAUAUACGCGAGAACGGUCUGUAGUUUUUAAGAGUAGUAUUCAAAAUUGAAAUACAAUGCGUUCCAGAGCGAAAAACGUGCGGUUUGAUUUUCAAAAAUGUGUUAAGAAGAAGGGCGACACUGCAGUUAAUAGAUGUGCCGUCGUUAUACAAGGGAAAACAUUAUUACGGAGUAGUUUAAUAUAUACAAUCCGUACGCGACGAAAAAUUGAUUAUUGCUAAUGAAAAACGACUCUGAACAGGGAAACAUUAGUCGUAUUUAUUGAGAUUCUAAGCCUACUAAUUUCGUCGGAUUGAAAACAUUUUCAACAAGGUUUCCCGGUUCCCGUAAUUUUGGGUAAGGGGCACACAACUUUCGUGAGGCCCCUCGCAUCUCCCGGUACCUCGCACAGACCCGUUGGACUUUAUACGCGGCGGCGGACGAGAACGAAUUCUCCGCUCGCGUCGAGAUAAAAUCGGCGCGAGACUUGCGGGAAAACGACAAUAUAUUACCCGGGCCGUAUAUACACGCGCCGUUUUACGGGUUGUUUGGCGAACGAAAAAGUGAAAAAAAAAAAAAAAAAAACGCUCGUCUCACCGUCAUAUCAUUGCGAUAUUAUGCGCGUUACGAGGGCGGCGGCGGCGGCGGCGUCCCGUUAAUAGAAUACGUCCGAGGCGGCGGACGGCGCGGCCGUAGAGAUGUUGCGGUCGGAUAACGUAAACUGCGUGCGCCCGGCUGCCGCGCGCGCCCCCGGUCGCCCCGUCCGUGCGGGACGACAAAAAAGGACCCGCCGUCGCGCGAGCGGACCGUGUGCGAACGGCAGCGAACGGUCGUUCGGCGCGCCGCCCCUCCCCGUUCCGCAGUAUAUUUCGCGCGCGCGUGUGCGUGCAAUCGGUUCAGACAGGUGGAAAAAAUGAGUCCUCCUCUGACAAGAGUGAUAAUCGACCGGCGGCGGCGGGGGACGUAAUUGAAUUGUCACUGGCAACUCGAGAGCUAAUUUUACAACGUUUCCCCGCGCCGCCUCCGCCGCCGAUAUGAAACGAUUGUCAAAUCGGGCAAAACGUAAAGUUACCGUUUUUCCGCACAAACCGUUCCGCCGCCGCCGCUGCCGCCGCCGCCGCCGCCGCUCGUCGCAACGACGAGGGUUAUUAUAUUAUUAUAUUACAUGUUUUUAUUUUUUUAUUUUUUUUUUUCGAUUGCGUAUACAUAUAAAACGCCCGCGCCCUCCGACCGGAUCCCGCUGCUAACUCGCGCGGUCGCCGUCCCGUCCGCCGCCGUCGUCGUUACGUAUAAAUACGUUUGUGCAACUCGUUUUCUGCGCGACUUUGUUUUCCGUUUCCCCCCGCCCACCCUUAGUGCCCGUUCGCCGCGUACGUUUACGGGUCCGAAACGCGUCCCCCUGUCGCACUCGUCAGACGAUUUUCUCCGUUUCUCACCCCCUCGCCGCGGGAACCCGGACACUCUUCCCGAAGAUAACGGAAAACCCCCGAGUCGGUCACGCCAACGCUGCGAAUCCCGCAGACGACUGUGACGCCGUUUUUCCGGUUUCCUUCGCGCUUCGUAUCAAAACCCGCGAUUCGGUUUUCGGGUUCGCACUCCGGACGCCAUAUGACGUCCUCGGAGCAGUAUCGGGUUCGUCGGUUCGACAGUCGGGGGGUCGGCUUAUCGUUUCGGAUUGUCACGGUGCAGUCUUUUAUUUCCCCUUAAUGCUUCAAAAUCGCUCCGAGAAAACAAACGCCGGAGGCGAGGUCCGAAUUUGUUUUGACGAAAAAAAAAAAUAAUAAAAAUACAAAAUACACGAAACACAAAAUAUGAUAAUCGCUCCGUUCCACCGGCACUAAAAUUAUCCAGAAAAAUUUCACGGAGAAGAGUGUUCGGCCUCUCCUACACUUCCUCUUUUAGCUCCAUAAUUCAGAUACGGCCGUACGAAACACGUGCGUAACAUAUACGUACAAUUUUUUUUUUUUUUUUACAUCCAAACAAAAAACGCAUUAAUUCCGUUAACGAUAAAAUAUUACGGCGUAUAUUAUUUCGUACGAACAGUUUGAAAGCAAUUAUUAUAUCCCGGGACAUUUAAAUAAACUAAAAAAAAAAUAACAAUAACCUCGACGGAAAAAAAAAAUCGUCCCUGUAGAUCGCUGUGGGGAUCACUACGAUGAACGCAUAAAAUAUGUACGAACGAAAAAUGUUUUUUCAAACACCGGCUAAAACUACGCGCGCGAUAUUUUACGCGAAAUACAAUAAUAAUUGAAUUACUAUUUCCGUAGAAUUCCCCGCGAAAUUUAAUAAAAAAAAAAAAAAAAAACCAUACGGCGGGCUAGGGCAUGAGCGCGCGCGCGUUUAUUACGAAUUACACCGUAAUUAAUUAAAUUAUUAUCGCGCACGCGUAACUAUCCAUCGAAAUAAUUAACGAGACAAUAGCUGCGGGAAAAGACAAAAAAAAAAAAAAAAAAAAAACCUCGCGGCGCAAAUCGCGUUACACGCCGUUAUAAUGUUUACGAGUAUCGGGUAAAAGCGGAUUCCGAUAAAAUUGAAAACAGUUCGGAUCCGAAUGAUCCGAGAGCUUGUUUUGCGCGAAACAUUAUUCGUUUAUGUUGCUCGUCGCGUAAACCAAUGUACGACAAUUACGCGUCGCAUUUUUUCCGAAUUCUCCGACAGCAAACGACGCAUGUGUUUCGCAAAAAGUCUACGGGUUCCGCGUAAGUUUGACCGCCGCGAUCGUAUCGCACCGGGGUCCGCGGGGUACGCGCGGUACACGAGAUUGUCCGUCGAGAAUUCUCGUCAAACCACUUUAUUUUAUUUAUAUUUUGUAGUGUUUUUUUUUUUUUUUUUUAUUUGUUAAUCUAAGAAACGCGAUUUCAACCGUGCGUAUUAGUAUACGUAUCAGUACGCGUGAACAUCGAAACAAAAAACAAAAAAAAGCUAACCGCGCGGCGAGCGACGGCGAUUUUAUUAAAAACAAUAAAAAAAAUACGAGGCGGUUAUCGGGACUGUAACAUACGAAAGCGCCGCGACUCCGUGCCAAAACACACUUUUUGUAAAACCGUAUUUCCGUUUCGUUUCGUUUUUUUUUUCCUUCUACUCGGUCGGACAACGAAAAUACACGUUUUUGUCGAAAACGUAAACCCGCGACUACUGCAGUACAACGGUACCCCGGAGAAACACGACGACAUAAUCCCGCGGUGUACAUAUUGUAAUAUUAUCUUUACAAACGGGACGAUGACAAUGGGACGAGGGACGCGAGAUAAACGCAUCGCGUUAUCGUAAAAUAUACAGAGUGUUCUCCGCGAAUAAGUAAUACCCGUUGUGGUGUGUCUACGAAAAUUGGUAAAAUUCCAACUGUUUUCCGAAUUUUUUAAUUUUUUUUUUCGUCCUAAUAGUUUUCGGACGAAACAAUUGCCUACUUUUGAUUUUCAAACCUGUACUGAAAAUUCCAUAAAUAAACGACAGUAUCGGUUUAUAUACAUUCUUUGACGUUUUUUUUUUUAUUUCCGUCAACCAGCUGCUUGUUUUCAACGGGUACACCUUCGUGAAACACCAAACAAAGACAAAUAUAACAGUGUAAACUUCUAAAAAAAAAGGACGGACAUAAUUGGCACGCGGGUGCAGCCACUUUUGUAAAUGAGAAGUUGGAAAAGUAGAAUACAGACGGGAAUUCAAUGUAUAUCUAAUGAUUGUUAGCUGAUGUAUCGUUGAUGUAACCAACGAUAAACCAUUGCUAACGAAAAACCGAUUCUGAACAGAGUUCUGCAUUGUCAACAAUAUAAAAUAUUAUGUCAUAUUAUGGUAAAAUUAUUACAACAAUGUACGUUUCCAUGACAACACGAUUGUUUAAAAAAUAUUUAAAAUAAUUAAAACUUAAUAAUAACAAAAAAAAAAUUUAAAUGAUUGCCAAUGACAACCUUAUUUAUAAUAAUUAUUUUUAACCUCAUUAUCUCGAAUAUCAAUGAUAAUUUCAAAAAAUGACUUCUCUAAAGUACCACCCACGGAACAUUUUCUUUCGGAAAAGAUACUGUACUUGAUAAUCGGAGUAUGCUUUCUAGUAAAAAAAGUAUUCACAUAAAAAAAAAUAACAAAAAUAAACAUCUUUGUAAAACCAAUACAUUCCUCGCUCCAUUCAGAAUCUAAAAUAAGUACGUAUAAAUAAUAUAAUAUAAAAUAAAACAUUUCCGACACAAUAAUAUCGGUACUUUGUCAUGAUUACAUAUCGGUGGUUAGAUUAUAGUAUUUCGGUAACCGUAGUAUGAAUAAUAAUAUGAAAAGCCUGGGCAAUACGAUAUUUUUAAGAUACCUACCAACCCAUCUAUAACGACAUAAACAGAUUAACAAUAUAAUGCAUGCGUUUUUCAAGAUUAAGCCCCAGAGCAAUAUAAAUAUCGAGAUCAUUAAUGCUGUACGCCCCCAUAAAAGCGAACAAACAAACGAUAAGUAUAUAAUAGGUGUCUAAUCGUGAACAUAGCAGUUAGCCAGAACAUAAAAAUCGUGACGAUUAUGUCAUACCAUUAGAGUGUAAAUACGAAAUUUAGAUCGGAGAAAAUACGUUCGAGGGGUGUAAGUAAAAAAUAAAUUGCCAUACGAAAUAUGUCGAAACCGUGACGGUUUUGUUUUUAUUUUUGAUCGGUUGUGACUUUUUUUUUUGCGAAAACCCGCCCACGAAAAUAUGCUCCUCUUCAAAUUCCGUUUUUCGCAUUUCGAACCCGGACGCCGCGGUUUACGUCGUAAACAAUUUCCGCACCGAGUCUGCGGUCCGCUGGUCAGAUUCGGGACGGUAAAACGGCCGGCACGGCGUCGCGCUCCCGUAUAACGUCACGUCCGAUACCAUACUCGUUUCUAACGGGAAACGCGCCGUGGCAUUACGAGAAAAAAAAAAAAGGAAAAAUGUCGUCCCGGCGGGGGGAAGGGAGGGAGGGGGAACCGUGUAUAAUAAUAUAUACAUAAUUUAUUCGUUUUGACCCGUACCUAAAAUACCGAAUUAACGCGGCGACGACGACGACGGCCGUCGAGCGAUAUCGUUACGGGGGGGAAGGGGGGGGCGCUCGUACGCGCAGUACACGCUCGCGUCGCCGGUCUACGAAAAGAACGAAUAAUUUAUAAAAGUUUUGUCGGGGACGGGGGAAAGACUUAAAAUAAACGGAGACCUUAACCGAGGUGAUACGCGCGUGUAUAAAUAUACAAAAGCACGGCGAAUUCGUCGACAAAACUGCCGUCAUAAUCCGAAAUGGGGUCUUAUACGACACACGGUCGCCUCUCGCUGCCUCCCCGCGCCCGCGCCCGAACGGAGACGGUACCGUCCUAUAAAUAUAUAUAUAUAUAUAUAUAUAUAUAUAUAUAUAUAUAUAUCUAUACGCGCGCGCGCGCGCGCGGGGACACUACUCGUAUACGCGAAGGAUUAAAGACUUAAAUUACAAACUCCGUCGGCAUAAUAAAGGUUCUAAUUCUUCGCGUCUUUUCCAAAUCCGUGUACUUUAUCACGUGUCGCGUCUUCUUAAUUCGGUGUCUGCUUGGCUUAUCGCCCGCCGCCCGCCGCCGCCCCCCCCCCAACCCGGAGACCGUCCCCUCUUCCCCGCCCUGCACGGACGCGGGCGCAUAAUCCGGACGACGACGGCAAACUACUACGCGACGCAAAGACGAAAAAUCGGUGUAAAGCGAUUACCGAACGUUCGAUAAGCGUCUUUGCGCGGCUAACGCCGCGUCGUCGUCGCUUGUUUGUGUCUCCUCCGAAUUUGAUUUCCCCUCCCCCUUCCCGUUUCGGUAUGCGUAUAUACUCGCUUAAUGACACUUUAACGCGGCGCGCUCCACUCGACUUUUGAUACUAUCGCGGCGCGCGCGUUUUAUAUACCUGCUGGGUACCGUGUACGGGUUUUAAAAAAUAUGCGACCGCGCGAUCUUGCGGCGAAGACCCGUUUUCGGGCAGAUAUCUGCUCAAAAGACGUUCCCGCCCCGGGGCCGUAUUAACUGAUUAGACGCCGACAUGAAGCGCUAUGCCUAGGCCAAAGAAAACCCGCGUCGAUAAUAUCGUUUAUUAUUAUUGAUUUUUUUUUUUCUGUCUGUAAACAACGUUUCUGCCGGAAAUGUCACUCCGAUCAUUUGCGACUUCACGCACGGUUUCUGUUAGAUAUAACUUUGUAUAGUCGGUGACAACCACGCGAUGAGAUGUAUAGUUCCUAACAGAGUUAAUAACUUUGGAAAACAUGAAUAUUUACACAAUAAUGAUUUCUGUUUAUUUUUUGAUUUUUUUAGUUUUUAGAUAGCGAACGAAGCGAGGAAUGUAUUGGUUUUACGAUUAUGUUUAUUUUUUUUUUCGUCUGCGAACAAAUUCCUACCAGAAAUGUUACUUCGGUUUUCUAAUUUACUACUUUUUCUGAAGGGAAAUUUUAAAUGGACGGUACUUUAUAGAGAUCAUUUUUUUGAUUUUCCCAGAGGUUUUCAUAAAACUUGGGAAAAAACGAGAAUAUGUAUGUACAUGUACAAUAGACACUUUGCUCCGAAUCGUUUUCCAUUAGUAAUGUUUGAUCGUUACGUACAUAUAUAAAUUCAAUUCCCCUCUAUACCGUACUUUCCUAACUUCUCACCUGCAACGGUAGCUCACCCAUCGUAAGAAGAAUAUAACUUUUUUAAAAAAUUUUUUUUUUGUGAUUUGAUAGAAAAUAAUCGUAAUAACCUGCACCUUCAUCGAAUACUUACAUUUCCUUAUAGUUCUUUCAUAAUAAUUGAUAAAACCACGAAUUAGUUACAAAUCGAAUACGAAACGUAGGAAAAACGUAAAGAUGUAACCGUUUCUGUUUUGUUGGUUUUCAUUUGGUUUUAUGUGGAUACAUUUGUUUUUACCUGGCAAAAAUGAUCGACAACAAUUUAACACUAUAUUCAUCAUAAGCCUAAUAUUAAAAACAAAAAAUUUUUUUUAUAAAAAUCGUUUUUUAUUAGCAACGAUUUACCAUUACGUAGGUACUGAUAUAAAUUAAAUUACAGUAUAUAGUUCUAUUUUUCCAAAUGCCCGCCAACGACAGUAGCACAGCCGUCAGCUAUAUUAGUUUUUUAUUUUCAUGUUCUACUUUUUGUUUAAACAUAAAAUUAAUUAGGAACAAAACAAGAAUCGAGUCUAAGGUUUAAUUAAGUUUAAAAUCAAAACAAAUAAAAAUCAUCUUCUUUUAAAACAGAUCGAUUUAAAAACCAUGCUACAUAUACUCUUGUUGACGACAUUUACUAUAAUAUUAUACGAUAUUGGUAUUUUUGUUUGUGUGCGUGUGUACUUUUUCGUCGUAUUUUUUACAACACUAAAAAGGCGGAGUUUGAGAAUUGCUUUCGAUUUAAAAGAAUAAUAAAAAAAAAAAAAAACCACACUACCGAGAAAUUCGGAAAUGGCACCCACUAAUGACAACGGCGUGUUUAGAUAAGGGUAAUAAUUCAUGUGCAUGACGGAGGAGACGGAAGACGCGAGAGACUCAUAAAAAGAAUUCGAAAAAACAGCCUUUAACUGAUAACAUUUCCUUUUCUUUUUUUUUUUAUUUUCCCUCCUCUAUGAUGUUCGUCGUUUGGUUUUAUCACUAUUGGGGUGGAAUAUUCCCCACGUAUACGCCUAUACUUUGCUGACGAACCACAUGAUACCACUCAAUGAUGGAUUAAUGCAUUCUUUUCUUUUAGUUUCCAUACAAAUAAUUUUUUUUUCGUUUUAUUGGAAAUUAAAUGAUAUAAAAUUUAAUUAAUUUUUUUUAAUCGCCUCAUUUAGGUAUAUUAAUAAACCGACUAAAAUUAAAGAAGUUGAAAAUUUUUUUUAAGACAAUUAUGUAUACGUAUUAUAUUUUUACUUAUACAAUGUAUAAGUAAUAAUAUAUAAUGUAGGUAUAAUAUAUACAUUAUAAGUAACUAAAAAUAAAUAAUAUAAAAUAUUCAUAAAUACUCUCGAGAUAUAUUUCAUAAUUUAUUAAAAACUAAAAACACACUUUAAGUUUAAACCCUAACAUGAAUUUAAUUUUGUUUUUUAGUCAAACCCUUCGAGGCAACUUUACUCAAUCUGCCUCUGACACGAGGGAAUAAUAUUCUUUAAAAGAAUAACUUUUUUUCUACACAUUUUAUGUAUAGGUUGUAUGAACUAUCCUCACUAAAACCCGAAGAAGGGUUAAUUAAAGGCCGUCAACAAUUCUUCCCAUAAUAUCAAAGUAUUAAAAUCUCAAGUUCCCUUUAAAAUUAACUUUUUAAUAUUUUAAUUUUCAUUAUUUGAACAUUUAUCCAUUAUUACGUUCAAGAUUCAACUAGUGGCAUGCCUAAGAUCAGUAAAAGAGUUCUUCGGGGCAUCUGUCUUGCAAACUCUAAUUUUGACCUAAACCGCGCCUUUAAUAAAUUUAAACAAUUAUUAUAAUUUUAAAUUAUGAGUUUAGUGUCAAUUGAAGAACAACACUCGAAUCUGCGUAAAAAAAAAACUGUGGAAUCAUGUUUUAGUUUUAUAUUUGUCUUACAAAUAAAAAUCACACUAUUUGAGAUGACCCUUAAACUAUAAAAUAUGUGCAAUAUAAUAUAUAUUCAAUAAUAAUAUUAUUUAAAUUUAAUAUCUUAUUUUAAAUUGUGUGUCUUAUAUUUAUUGUUUAGCACCCGAGAAAAUGAAAUUACAAAAUCGUCUAUUUAAAUGUCAAAACCCUUUUACCCAAACAAAACGAUAAACACAAAUCUUAAUUUCUGACUCAAUUACCUAAACACUUAAUACGCGUAUAAUUUUUGAACUCCGUUGUGCCAAUGAAAUUAGGUGCCUGCAGGGAAAAUGAAAUUAUACAGAAAACCCACUAUCAACACAUGUUGAUGUUGAGAGUUACCCUUUUUGACGCGUUAUCGAGAAUUUGUUAAAACGCGUCUCGGGAUAAUGUAUUCUUCGUUUAGCCGAAACGUCAUCUGUUGUUACCUAAUGAUUAUUCACCGUAAAGUGCCUUAGACGUAUAGUAACAGCAGCUUCGGUGCACUGGCGCUAACGUUAAAUAUAUAGGGAAAGAGAUGAGUAGGUACUGUAAAGCAGCGGGGAGAGGGGACGAAUGUGUUAAAAGUUAUUCAUGCAACUUUAAAUGCGAACGAAACUUGAUUUUCGUCAGCGGGGGAGUGUAUAUAUAUAGGAGCAGAGGCGGUGUUGGGUAGAGGAUGGCAAACGCGUAUACUGAUUAAUUAUUCGACGGAUGCAGAUGUAUCAAGCCGAGAAACUGGAAGAGAGGUUUUUGUUUUUGAAUCAUUGGCAUCCAUGUGAAAGGAUUUCCAUGUGAGAGAAGUCGAAGUCGAAUGAUGCAGAGAGUGAAAACUUGCUUUCGCCCUGCAGGACGUUUUCUCCAUAACCAAGAAUUGUAUAGCAGGGGGAUAAAUUAAAUUGAUUUACAGUUUGAAAAUUAGAUCGAUUGAUCAUUUAAUAUUAUGAUACAUAAGUUAAUACACAAUUGUAAUUUGCGUAAUAACGAUUCAACAUAAAGUUAAAACUCGUAUUUAAAAUAAUCGUUUCCAAUACAAAAACUUCCCUUGUACAUUAUUAGUUAUCUUUUUAUAUGGAGUUUUAUGGAAAAAUGAUAGGUACCCGCAUAUUAAUGUCAACUCAACUCAACGAAUAAAGACAAUUAUCUGGGUAUUAACAAUAAUAAUAAUAAUAAUAGUAAUAAUCGUUUGAAACUUGUAUAAAUCUGUUAUUAAUCGCAAUUUUUUUCCCCUAGUCGAAAACAACGGUAUUAAGUCGAAAAAAGUGCGGGACAAAGUUUCUAAUUUAUCGGCAUAAUAAAAACAUAAUCCGGGGCGCCCUCGGACCGUGACAUAACUGCCCUGGGCACGACCUUUAAAUGACUUAUAAAUCCGAUCGAGCUGCGCUCAUAAACUGUUUUCUCAUAAACUUGAUUUAAAGAUUUUCAAAAGCUAGUAAAACAAAUAACUUCAAAUAAACAAUCCGCCGGAAACGUACACCCUUAUAUUAUUAUAGCGAUGAUGUAUUUAUGAAGGAUGUUCAGAGACGAACUCCCCAAAUAAGAUUUAUUAAAAAAAUGUUAUUUUCCCUGUUCACCCUCUUUUAAGCCAACUAUCGGACACAAUUGUAUACUUACUCGUAACACAUUAAUUUAAAAAUAUAACUUUAUUAUCGGGGUAGUACACAUUUAUCCUGCAGAAUCGCGUGUAAAAUAAUAUUUUAUUGUCUUUAGCGCGAAAGAAACGACUUUUCGCCGAUUAUUAUUUUAAGUGUCACAAACGCUUAAAUUGGAUAUAAAAUAGAUUAAUAUAAAAAUACCCGUAUAAUAUAUAUUAUUAUGACGUAUACUUUAAUAGAUUAAUAAUGGCAUUUGUGAACGUUAAUUUACAAUUUACUCCGAGUCAGUGACUACAAUAAUCCAAAUCCGUUUAACCCAAUAGAUUACAAAUUAAUGUCUAGUCGAGUAUUGUAAUAAUGAUAAUGGAUUGUUUGUACCUUAAACGGAUUACUAGCGUGCAUACCUAAUCGUGUUAUACAUUUUAAAUGUCAAUGUGUAAUCUACUCUGUGGUUCCUUUGAGCUCGAUAAUUUUUUUUUAUUCUGGAACGAUACACGAAUUCUUGCACGAGCCCUUAGUCGACGCGAAUUUAAAAAUAUUUAAACUAAUAAUCUAAUUCUAUGUACGUAAGAAUGUUGUACUGAAGACACGGUUACUUUGAUUUUCAGAUUUUGCGUCGGAGACCGCUUUUAUCUGUGCGAAAACAAAAUAUUAUGCGAAUAUGAUUUCGAAGAGAGAAUGGUAUUUGCGAACAUGGCUUACAAUCCAGCAACGUUGGCUCAGUUAAAGCGACACGCUACGCACAUACCACCAGCGGUAUGUUCUAAGCAAUUUUAAUAUUUUAGAAAAUAAACCAAAUGUUUUUUCGGAAAUAAUGCCACCAUUUUAGGUAAAAUUUACAUUUUCGUUUGAUAUGUGAUAUUCUCUGAAGUUUCACCGUAAAAUUCUUAAAACGCUAAAAUAAAGCAAAUAUUUCUAUUUAAAUUAAAUUAUCAAACAAAUUUGUUUUUAACGUAAUAUUUAAAAAGAAAAAAAUAUCACCAUAAACUAAAUUAAAAACUUAAAAAUUUAAUAUUAUAUAAAUACCUACAACACAAUAACCUACAACGCAAUAUUAUUAUUACUAUCGAUAAAUAUAAAAUAUAAUAAUAUAGAAACGAACGACUUGCCUACACAAAUAUUUUUUUUACGAGAAUAAAUCGAAUUAUUAUUCGGAAACUCGAUUUGUGCUAGUGUACGCUCGUGUGUGAACUUAAAAAAAAAAAACAAUCUUGUAAAAAUCUUUCUUUCGGUUUUUAUCUAUACGGUAUCGAUAUUAUUCCAUUGGUUUACGCGAUUCGUUCUCCCCCCCCCCCACCCGCGUCAAAUGUGAGUAAAUUAAUAAUUAAUUUAAAAAAAAGGUCAUUACUAUAAUUUUAGUAAAGAUCCCCUCCCCAGAAAAAUUAUCCCGAUUCAACACUGUUGGUCCCGCCUGUUAUACAAUUGAACGAAUCGAUUUUUAUUGUUAAAAUAUAUUCAGGUCGGCGGUGGCAACGGCGGCGGCGGCGGAGGAAACGGUAGGCCAGAUUUACCGAUGGCAACGGGAAGUAACGGGGCUGGGGACCGUCGGAACAUCACGCCGACCGAGUCGCAUCACCACGGACAUCACCAUCACGGGCAUCACCACGGAGUGCCCACCAGUAACGGACAUCAGUUCGGAGGGUCCGGUGCUACCACAAACGGCGAUCAGUCUCAGCUCCAGUUGUACGACGUAAAAUAA
Cinara cedri is the source of this 84099-nucleotide messenger RNA. The record is from the annotation of a GenBank genome assembly. NCBI's taxonomy places the organism in Eukaryota, Metazoa, Arthropoda, Insecta, Hemiptera, Aphididae.